AUGAGGGUACGAUUUGACAUCUGGGAGCAAGGUAACGUUUCCCCCCUCCAGCUGACUGACAAGCUGCGAGGAGCCCUGCGCCAUGCCCUCUGUGAUGUCAUCAUGGAACUGAGGGUCCUGCCUAAUCCGCUGUGUCUGGAGACAUUCUAUACCACUCCUGGGAGAGAUCAGAGAGAAGACACAACUAACGGUGAGGAAUUACUACUAUUACAGUACCUGCACAACAAAUGUGAAUGCAUUAUUGUGAAUUCAAAUUGUUGUUUAAAAUGGUAGUCUAUGUUUAUUAAUCAAUCAAUCAAUCAAUGUUAUCGGGCAGCCGAGCGGAAAUGGAAGAAAACUAGACUCCCUGCGUACCUGUCAUCUUUCCACUCCCUCCUCUCUACAUUAUUUUCCUCCGUUUCUGCUGCUAAAGCCACUUUCUACCACUCUAAAUUUCAAGCCUCUGCCUCUAACCCUAGGAAGCUCUUUGCCACCUUCUCCUCCCUGCUGAAUCCUCCUCCUCCUCCCCCUCCCUCCUCCCUCUCUGUGAAUGACUUCGUCAACCAUUUUGAAAAGAAGGUUGACGACAUCCGAUCCUCAUUAAGUCAAAUGACACCGCUGGUCCUGCUUACACUACCCUACCCUAUGCUUUGACUUCUUUCUCCCCUCUCUCUCCAGAUGAAAUCUUGCGACUUGUGAUGGCCGGCCGCCCAACAACCUGCCCGCUUGACCCUAUCCCCUCCUCUCUUCUCCAGACCAUUUCCGGAGACCUUCUCCCUUACCUCACCUCGCUCAUCAACUCAUCCUUGUCCGCUGGCUAUGUCCCUUCCAUCUUCAAGAAAGCGAGAGUUGCACCCCUCCUCAAAAAACCUACACUCGAUCCCUCCGAUGUCAACAACUACAGACCAGUAUCCCUUCUUUCUUUUCUCUCCAAAACUCUUGAGCAUGCCGUCUAUAGCCAACUCUCCUGCUAUCUCUCACAGAAUGACCUUCUUGAUCCAAACCAGUCAGGUUUCAAGACUGGUCAUUCAACUGAGACUGCUCUUCUCUGUGUCACAGAGGCUCUCCGCACUGCUAAAGCUAACUCUCUCUCCUCUGCUCUCAUCCUUCUAGACCUAUCUGCUGCCUUUGAUACUGUGAAACAUCAGAACCUCCUCUCCACCCUCUCCGAGUUGGGCAUCUCCGGCGCGGCUCACUCUUGGAUUGCGUCCUACCUGACAGGUCGCUCCUACCAGGUGGCGUGGCGAGAAUCUGUCUCCGCACCAUGUUCUCUCACCACUGGUGUUCCCCAGGGCUCAGCUCUAGGCCCUCUCCUAUUCUCUCUAUACACCAAGUCACUUGGCUCUGUCAUAUCCUCACAUGGUCUCUCCUAUCAUUGCUACGCAGACGACACACAAUUCAUCUUCUCCUUUCCCCCUUCUGAUAACCAGGUGGAGAAUCGCAUCUCUGCAUGUCUGGCAGACAUAUCAGUGUGGAUGUCGGAUCACCACCUCAAGCUGAACCUCGGCAAGACGGAGCUGCUCUUCCUCCCGGGGAAGGACUGCCCGCUCCAUGAUCUCGCCAUCACGGUUGACAACUCCAUUGUGUCCUCCUCCCAGAGUGCAAAGAACAUUGGCAUGACCCUGGACAACACCCUGUCGUUCUCUGCUAACAUCAAAGCGGUGACCCGAUCCUGUAGGUUCAUGCUCUACAACAUUUGCAGAGUACGACCAUACCUUACACAGGAAGCGGCACAGGUCCUAAUCCAGGCUCUUGUCAUCUCCCGUCUGGAUUACUGCAACUCGCUGUUGGCUGGGCUCCCUGCCUGUGCCAUUAAACCCCUACAACUCAUCCAGAACGCUGCAGCCCGUCUGGUGUUCAACCUUCCCAAGUUCUCUCACGUCACCCCGCUCCUCCGCAUACUCCACUGGCUUCCAGUUGAAGGUUGCAUCUACUACAAGACCAUGGUGCUUGCCUAUGGAGCUGUGAGGGGAACGGCACCUCCUUACCUUCAGGCUCUGAUCAGUCCCUACACCCAAACGAGGACAUUGCGUUCUUCCACCUCUGGCCUGCUGGUCCCCCUACCUCUGCGGAAGCACAGUUCCCGCUCAGCCCAGUCAAAACUGUUCGCUGCUCUGGCACCCCAAUGGUGGAACAAGCUCCCUCACGACGCCAGGACAGCGGAGUCAGUGACCACCUUCUGGAGACACUUGAAACCCUACCUCUUUAAGGAAUACCUGGGAUAGGAUAAAAGUAAUCCUUCUAACCCCCCCACAAAAUAUAUUUUAUAAUAAUAAUAAUAAUAAUAAAAAGAUUGUAAAGUGGUUGUCCCACUGGCUAUCAUAAGGUGAACGCACCAAUUUGUAAGUCGCUCUGGAUAAGAGCGUCUUCUAAAUGACGUAAAUGUAAAUGUAAAUCAGGUUCAUCCUUUGUCUAUCUCCACAUCUUCUCUUUAGGUCGUUUAAGUUCUCCUCCAUUGGAAGUGAAGGAAUUUAAGCACAGCUUCCUGCCUCGUAGUGGCAUUAGGAGUGUUAAGAACAGCCCCUCCCCAAUCACUCUGAUCCCUCCCCCCUCUGGGACCAGCCGCAACACCGGACCAAGCACCCCCGAGUCUACCACACCCACCGGCAAAACCACCCGCCAAAGCUUCUGGGAAAUACUGGUGAGUUCUCUUUCAUUGAAAGUGUGACGUGUAGUCUCCCGAGUGGCGCAGUGGUCUAAGGCACUGCAUCGCAGUGCUAGCUGAGCCACUAGAGACCCAUGGGGCGGCGCACAAUUGGCCCAGCGUCGUCCAGGGUAGGGGAGGGAAUGGCCGGCAGGGAUGUAGCUCAGCUGGUAGAGCAUGGCGUUUGCAACGCCAGGGUUGUGGGUUCGAUUCCCAGUAUGAAAAAUAAAAAAAAUAAUGUAUGUACUCACUAACUGUAAGUCGCGUCUGCCAAAUUACUAAAAUGUAAAUGUAAAUGUAAAAGAGGAUUGUGUCAGAAAUGGCACUCUAUUUCCUAAUUAAUAACUUUUCUAUUUCUGGUAGUAGUGUACUGUAUAGGGAAUAGAGUGCCAUUUCAGAAUAUUUCAUCAAACAUGUCUGUUUCUCAACUGAGUUGGUUCUGUCAGUGCUACAUCCAUCUGAGAUGAACAUUAAAUCGAUAUUUGGAUUAUGAACCACCAUGUUGCUGUUUGAUUCACUAGUAAAGAGUGAUGACGAAAUGUUGAUCCUCCCUGCAGAGCAAGCCAGAUUCAUCUGAGCUGGGGAUCCCUAAGACGACUGAGGACAUCGUUCAGGAGAAGGGGGAGGAGGGUCGGACACGUAGGAGACACAAGACAGAGAACAUGAAGCAGCAGUGGAGCCAGGAGAAGGGGGAGGAGGGUCGGACACGUAGGAGACACAAGACAGAGAACAUGAAGCAGCAGUGGAGCCAGGAGAAGGCCAUGGCUGUAGAACUGGAGCAGGCCCAGAGGUUAGCAGAGACACAGAAGAACACAGGCUGGAUUUAGAUCUGGGUUAAAAUAGGAUCUGUUUUCUUCCAAAUACUUUGAGCGUUUUAUUUGGGCAGAGUUUGAACUAUUCUAUUGGUUAAAUUGCGACAGGCAAGCUCAAUCAAGUGCAGCUGAAGUAUUUGAAAGACAGAAAAUACCACUUGAACCUAAGUCUGGUCACCACUGUUAAAUGUGGAGUUUGUCAGCAGUAUUGCACUGUUUAAUGGGUGUGUGUAUGUUCCAACAGGAGACACGUGUCCCAGCUAGAGGAGGGGAACGUUGGGACCCUACACCCUCUGUACCAGGUCACCUGUCAGCCCUGGAUCACCUUCAUGGCUAAACUUGGUGAGUGGCUGCUCUGCCCUCUCCUUACCCCUCUCCUUAUUUCUGCUGGAGUGGAGAGGAGACAGGAGAGGAGGUAAUAUAAAGGAUUGUCUGCUUCCCAAACUGAUUGUCUGCGUCCCUUGAUGGGCUCUGGUCAAAAGUUGUGCACUGUAAAGGGAAUAGGGUGCCAUUUGGGACAAAGCCAUCAUCUGCUAUCUCUUCUCAGUGAGAGGCUUUCCAUUUUCUCUAUUUCUUCUCCUUUUCUCUCGCUCUGGUGUAAACAGGAUGCCCGUCCAUUCAGCAGUGCACCGCUGAGAUUGCCUCCCAGUUCCUGCUUCCUCCCAUCCUGACAGAUAUUGUCAAUUUGGUCAGCUCCCUGGCCAGUGACACCACAGUCAAGGUGUUCGAGAGGAUAAGGUGGGUCAUUUUAAAGAAUCAAGUCAAUCACUGGAAAGAAUCACGCAUAUGAAUAUGUGUGCAUUAUUUUAAAAGCUUCCAGCUAGUUUGGAAAGACUGUAUAUCAGGAACGCAUGUAUAUACAUACCGUAUUUUCCGCACUAUAAGGCGCACCGGAGUAUAAGCCGCAGCAGCUAAAUUGAAUGAUAUUGAAUGAUGUGUACAUAUAUAAGCCGCACUGGACUAUAAGCCUCAGGUGUUUUAAUGUUUAAUUACCAUAUGUAAGGGUUCAUGCACAGAGGGGAUUGUCGGGAAAGAGACAAACUGUCUCGCUCUCGUAAUGUCUGUCUGUCUUGCUCUCGUUCUGUCUCUCGUUCUGUCUCUCGUACCACUCUCGGUUCCACUUUUACUUUUGCGCGCUACCUGUCUCACUCUUUUCCGGCCUCCAGCUUUUCCUGCUGGAGCCCGCCGCUUAAAGGUGGGGGGCGCGGACCGGUCAUAGAGCCCAUAGAGUUAAAGUUGGUGGACUGUAACCUGUAAAAUCCAUAGAUUUAGGAGGUCUUUUAGUGGCCGUUAGCUGUAAAAAUCCAUAGAUUAGCCGCACCGUUAUACAGUGGGGAAAAAAAGUAUUUAGUCAGCCACCAAUUGUGCAAGUUCUCCCACUUAAAAAGAUGAGAGAGGCCUGUAAUUUUCAUCAUAGGUACACGUCAACUAUGACAGACAAAAUGAGAAAAAAAAAUCCAGAAAAUCACAUUGUAGGAUUUUUUAUGAAUUUAUUUGCAAAUUAUGGUGGAAAAUAAGUAUUUGGUCAAUAACAAAAGUUUCUCAAUACUUUGUUAUAUACCCUUUGUUGGCAAUGACACAGGUCAAACGUUUUCUGUAAGUCUUCACACACUGUUGCUGGUAUUUUGGCCCAUUCCUCCAUGCAGAUCUCUUCUAGAGCAGUGAUGUUUUGGGGCUGUCGCUGGGCAACACAGACUUUCAACUCCCUCCAAAGAUUUUCUAUGGGGUUGAGAUCUGGAGACUGGCUAGGCCACUCCAGGACCUUGAAAUGCUUCUUACGAAGCCACUCCUUCGUUGCCCGGGCGGUGUGUUUGGGAUCAUUGUCAUGCUGAAAGACUCAGCCACGUUUCAUCUUCAAUGCCCUUGCUGAUGGAAGGAGGGUUUCACUCAAAAUCUCAUGAUACAUGGCCCCAUUCAUUCUUUCCUUUACACGGAUCAGUCGUCCUUGUCCCUUUGCAGAAAAAACAGCCCCAAAGCAUGAUGUUUCCACCCCCAUGCUUCACAGUAGGUAUGGUGUUCUUUGGAUGCAACUCAGCAUUCUUUGUCCUCCAAACACGACGAGUUGAGUUUUUACCAAAAAGUUCUAUUUUGGUUUCAUCUGACCAUAUGACAUUCUCCCAAUCCUCUUCUGGAUCAUCCAAAUGCACUCUAGCAAACUUCAGACGGGCCUGGACAUGUACUGGCUUAAGCAGGGGGACACGUCUUGCACUGCAGGAUUUGAGUCCCUGGCGGCGUAGUGUGUUACUGAUGGUAGGCUUUGUUACUUUGGUCCCAGCUCUCUGCAGGUCAUUCACUAGGUCCCCCUGUGUGGUUCUGGGAUUUUUGCUCACCAUUCUUGUGAUCAUUUUGAUCCCACGGGGUGAGAUCUUGCGUGGAGCCCCAGAUCAAGGGAGAUUAUCAGUGGUCUUGUAUGUCUUCCAUUUCCUAAUAAUUGCUCCCACAGUUGAUUUCUUCAAACCAAGCUGCUUACCUAUUGCAGAUUCAGUCUUCCCAGCCUGGUGCAGGUCUACAAUUUUGUUUCUGGUGUCCUUUGACAGCUCUUUGGUCUUGGCCAUAGUGGAGUUUGGAGUGUGACUGUUUGAGGUUGUGGACAGGUGUAUUUUAUACUGAUAACAAGUUCAAACAGGUGCCAUUAAUACAGGUAACGAGUGGAGGACAGAGGAGCCUCUUAGAGAAGAAGUUACAGGUCUGUGAGAGCCAGAAAUUUUGCUUGUUUGUAGGUGACCAAAUACUUAUUUUCCACCAUAAUUUGCAAAUAAAUUCAUAAAAAAUCCUACAAUGUGAUUUUCAGGAUUUUCUUUUCUCAAUUUGUUUGUCAUAGUUGACGUGUACCUAUGAUGAAAAUUACAGGCCUCUCUGAUCUUUUUAAGUGGGAGAACUUGCACAAUUGGUGGCUGACUAAAUACUUUUUUUCCCCACUGUACAAGCCGCAGGGUCGAAAAAUUGGAAAAAAGGCGCGGCUUAUAGUCCGAAAAUUACGGUACAUAAGCUCAUAAACAGAUUUUACAAACUUCAUCUUUCAAGCCAGUUUUGUAAGGAUAUGUUUUUAUAUAUAAUUACUUUAUCAUUUGUGUUUUUGUUUGGUCCCCUAGUUGUCCCCAAGGAGACAUCUUUGUUCCCCUGCCUCUGAUCCAACACCUCAGCCAACCACCUGCCACCUCUAGAACCUUCAUCCUCAUUGGACGGAACUUCCACCAGUGGCAUUGCAGCACAGAGCAAGGUACCUGCGGUAGCCAGAGUUCUAUUAUCCCUGUGCUCUGAAAGAAGUCACUCUUAACUGCUUGCUUGAUCCAUGAUUUUGUUUGCUUAUUUGAUUCAUGGAGUUAAACAUAAUCAUUGCCCUUUUAAAGUAUUUGAUGCUCAUUUUAUUCACCUUAAAUUAUGCCCCAUUUCCUUAUUUAUUUUUUAGAAAGAAAAACAUGUGGAGGUACCUUUUUCCUCUCUGUAACUUUGGAACGUGUAGUUAAAAAUCUGGAUUGUGUGGUCAAACAUGCUUUACUAAAUUACUUUAUGAAAGCACCAAAUUGAGAAAUGAAAGUAAUAAUACAUCAGUAUAAUAGAGAGAUAUUAUUAUGAUGCUAACAGCUAACAUGCAGACCAUAGCAGAACUGGGCACAAACCCAAAUACUCUAUUCUAACCCAACCUGGAACAUUUCUAGCUAUUUCCAAAUUACUCAUCUCAUCAACUAAUUUCUUUACACUUCAGAAACAGCAUGCAUUUCAAUGGCAUGUUUCUAAUAACUAUUGCUAAUUAUUAACUGUAGAUGAGGGUAGAAGUACAUUAUAUACACACAGGCAGCAUUGUUUCUAAGCUUAGUGUGACAUGACAUGCUUUCUCUGCUACUGUUCUGCACUUGGGUUAUCUCUCUCUGUCACUCUGACAAUCAAAGCAACCCUUUUCAAACUUUUAACUGUCUAACAUUUCUUUAUUUUGAAAGCUUAUCUGUGUCUGUAGCUUUAGCUUAGUGUGUCUGUGUAGCUAGCACCUAUAGAGCUGUCUGUUGUCAGUGCCUGCAUCCUGUCAGUGCCUGCAUCCUGCCAGUGCCUGCAUCCUGCCAGUGCCUGCAUCCUGCCAGUGCCUGCAUCCUGCCAGUGCCUGCAUCCUGCCAGUGCCUGCAUCCUGUCAGUGCCUGCAUCCUGUCAGUGCCUGCAUCCUGCCAGUGCCUGCAUCCUGCCAGUGCCUGCAUCCUGUCAGUGCCUGCACCCUGUCAGUGCCUGCAUCCUGCCAGUGCCAUGCUGUUUGUUUGUGCUCAUCUCUAUUUGCCCACAGAAGACAGUUCAGAUGAUGAGAACACCCCUGUGCUUAGUAGGUUCACACGUAAGUCUGACUCUGCCCCCCUCCUCAUAGUAGGUUCACACGUACAGUUGAAGUCGGAAGUUUACAUGCACCUUAGCCAAAUACAUGUCCUUAAGCCAUUUUGCCACAACUUUGGAAGUAUGCUUGGGGUUAUUGUCCAUUUGGAAGACCCAUUUGCGACCAAGGUUUAACUUCCUGACUGAUGUCUUGAGAUGUUGCUUCAAUAUAUCCACAUACAUUUCCUUCCUCAUGAUGCCAUCUAUUUUGUGAAGUGCACCAGUCCCUCCUGCAGCAAAGCACCCCCACAGCAUGAUGCUGCCACCCCUGUGCUUCACGGUUGGGAUGGUGUUCUUCGGCUUGCAAGCAACCCCCUUUUUCCUCCAAACAUAAAGAUGGUCAUUAUGGCCAAACAGUUCUAUUUUUGUUUCAUCAGACCAGAGGACAUUUCUCCAAAAAGUACGAUCUUUGUCCCCAUGUGCAGUUGCCAACCGUAGUCGGACUUUUUUAUGGCGGUUUUGGAGCAGUGGCUUCUUCUUUGCUGAGCGGCCUUUCAGGUUAUGUCGAUAUAGGACACGUUUUACUGUGUAUAUAGAUACUUUUGUACCUGUUUCCUUCAGCAUCUUCACAAGGUCCUUUGCUGUUGUUCUAGGAUUGAUUUGUACUUUUCGCACCAAAGUACGUUAAUCUCUAGGAGACAGAACGCGUCUCCUUCCUGAGCGGUAUGACGGCUGCGUGGUCCCAUGAUGUUUAUACUUGCGUACUAUUGUUUGUACAGAUGAACGUGGUACCUUCAGGCGUUUGGAAAAUGCUACCAAGAAUGAACCAGACUUGUGGAGGUCUACAAAAAAAAGGAGCAUUUUUUUUUUCUGAUUUAUUUUGAUUUUCCCAUGAUGUCAAGCAAAGAGGCACUGAGUUUGAAGGUAGGCCUUGAAAUACAUCCACAGGUACACCUCCAAUUGACUCAAAUGAUGUCAAUUAGCUUAUCAGAAGCUUCUAAAGCCAUGACAUCAUUUUCUGGAAUUUUCCAAGCUGUUUAAAGGCACAGUCAACUUAGUGUAUGUAAACUUCUGACCCACUGGAAUUGUGAUACAGUGAAUUCUAAGUGAAACAAUCUGUCCGUAAACAAUUGUAGGAAAAAUUACUUGUGUCAUGCACAAAGUAGAUGUCCUAACCAACUUGCCAAAACCAUAGUUUGUUAACAAGAAAUGUGUGGAGUGGUUGAAAAACGAGUUUUAAUGACUCCAACCUAAGUGUAUGUAAACUUCCGACUUCUACUGUAAAUUUACCCGCAGCCAGCCCCAACCAAGCAACACUAGCUCUGGGCUAUUCUGGUUUCAUUGAGAUUAUUUACCUGUUGAGCCUCAUAGAAUUUGCCCAAAACAUAAUGGUGAAAAAACGGAAUCUCUGCUGCAUAUAUACAGUGCCUUCAGAAAGUAUUCAUACCCCUUGACUUAUUCCACAUUUUGUUGUGUUACAGCCGGAAUUCAAAAUUGAUUCAAUAAAUAAAAAAUCUCACCCAUCUACACACAAUAACCCAUAAUGACAAAGUGAAAACAUGUUUUUAGAUUUUUUUCUAAUUGAUUGAAAAUGAAAUUCAGAAUGAUCUAAUUUACAUAAGUAUUCACACCCCUUUGCUAUUACACUACAACUUGAGCUCAGGUGCAUCCAAUUUCCUUUUGAUAAUCCUUGAUGUCACUACAACUUGAUUGAAGUCUGCCUGUGGCCAAUUCAAUUGUUUGAACAUGAUUUAGAAAGAAACACACCUGUCUAUGUAAGGUCCCACAGUUGACAGUGCAUGUCAGAGCAGAAACUAUACCAUAAAGUCCAAGGAACUGUCCGUAGAUCUCAGAGAUACAGUAAUAAUUGAGAAAUAAUUAAUCUGAGAAAGGGUAUAAAAAAAUGUCUAGAGUGUUGAAAGUUUCUAAGAGCACAGUGGUCUCCAUCAUUGGGAAAUUGAAAAAAUAUGGAACUACCCAGACUGCCUAGAGCUGGCCGUCCGACCAAGCUGAGCAACCGGGCAAGAAGGAGCUUGGUCAGGGAGGUGACCAAGAACCCAAUGACCACUCUGACAGAACUACAGAGUUCCUUGGCUGAGUUGUGAGAACCUACCAGAAGGACAACAGUCUCUACAGCACUUCACCAAUCUGGGCUGUAUGGGAGAGUGGCCAGACGGAAGCCACUCCAGAAUAAAAGGCACAUGACAGGACGCCUGGUGUUGCAAAAAGGCACGUGAAAGACUCUGAGAGCAUAAGGCAAAAUAUUCUGUGGUCUGAUGAGACAGAAAAUCAGGCACAACUCAUCACCCAAGUCCUUGAGUGACCCAACCAAAGCCCAGACUUAAAUCCCAUUGAAAAACUGUGGAAAGACUUGAACAUUGCUGUUCCCCAUCUAACUUAACAGAGCUUGAGAAAAUCUACAGGGAAGAAUGGGAGUGAAUCCCCAAAUCCAGAUGUGCAAAUCCGAUACAGACAUACCCAAGACGACUCAAAGCUGUAAUCACCGCCAAAGGUGAUUCUACAAAGUAUUGACUCAGGGGUGUGAAUACUUAUUUAAAUGAGAGUUCUGUAUUUCAUUUUCAAUAAAUUAGCAAAAAUGUAUAAAAACAUGUUUUCACUUUGUCAUAAUUUGGCAUUGUGUGUAGAUGGGUGAGAAAAAUAAUCUAUUUCAUCCAUUUUGAAUUCAGGCUGUAACACAACAAAAUGUGGAAUAAGUCAAGGGGUAUGAAUACUUUCUGAAGACACUGUAGGUCAUUUUUGGAAUGUAAAGCUUUGUACUCAAUGCUUAGCUGUAUACAUGGUGUGAGCUGUGCAUCAUAUCAUGUUGCUUAAUACGGAUGACCUUAUACCUGUGAAUAUGAAGAGUUCACAGUUUCCUCUGUCUCUUCUCCCUCAAACUGACUUCAUAUUUAAAUUCCAAAUAUCAAAUCAAAUCUCACAAUUUCUGCUUUCAUAAAUGGCUGCAUUUUAUCUUAAAGCUUAACUCUCUGGCUGUCUGGAAAAGUAAUUUUUUCUGCGACACUAAGUCUAUUUCUUAGAAAAUGAAAGGUUUUAUUCUUCUCCUGCUUUAAAAGCAGUAGCAGACUAGCCCCAUGCACGCCUCUCAGGGUGGCUCGGUGAAUAAUUUUAUGCAACUGGCCCUGGAGGCUUAGAAAACCUUAAUGAGAUAUUUUGCUGACUAUGUCCUAAAUGGCACCCUAUUCCUUACCUAGUACACUACUUUUGACCACAGCCCAUAGCCUCUGUCUGCUAGGAUGUAAUGAGAACCGUUUAUGAUUUGAAUUUUAAUAGCUUCAUAUUUAAAAUUCACUUUCCCACCAUAGGGUAGCUGACUAUCCGUUUAGUCAUAUACUCUAUGGUAAAUAAGAUAUGAAAUAUUCUGAUGCAAGGCAUUAAGGUCCCCUUGUUAAAUUGAUUCUCAGCCUGUCUUAUCUUAGAGACAUGGUUUGGCUCCGCUCAGGUCUCUCCUGUCCACUGUCUGUAUGCUCCAGGGUUGGUUAUGGUCAAUUAUAUUUAAAUUAAGAAGUUAAAUGGAAAUUCCAAUUCCAAUUGUCCUCAUUGCUUUUCGAUGAAGAACAUUUGGAAAUUAAAUGUUGGUUGAUUUCCUGAAUUGAAAUGGAAUUGACCCCAACCCUGGUCUGCGUUCCCCCUUGUGGCCCACUCUCACUGUCUUCCCUCCCUGUAUGUCCAAUCAGCUCAUAAAGGCUUCCAGCGCUUCGAGGCCUUGGAUCAGUCUGAUUGGUUCAGCCCAGGGCAGUCCUGGAGGGGCGUGGCCCCAAGGCAGAGGAUUCUCCUAAUACACAUCCUGAAGAAGAAGGUGAGGAGAAGAGGCGUGUGGGGGAAGUGUGUUAUUAUUAUAAUUAUUAUAAUUUUUGUUAUUAUAAUUUUUUAUUUUAUUCGGAUCCCCAUUAGCUUUUGCCGAAGCAGCAGCUAUUCUUCCUGGUGUGUGUGUGUUCCUGGUGUGUUCGUGGGAGUUGCCUAUAACAAGAGAUGGCACAAUUUAUCGGGAUGUUGCUCCAUUUUCACUCAAACGCUGUAUGGGGUGGGUUGAUCUCUCUCUCGCCUUCUCCAGGUGACCCUGUACACCUAUAACUGGUCAAUGGACCUAGGAGCCUCUCUGAAUCGUGGGCUGGUGAGGCUGGUCCAGUGGCAGAACGCCAGGGCCCACGUUCUCCACUGUCUCCUCAACCAGAAGAUGGGUCUCUUCCACCACUGCUGCUUCUCUGACACACCGGCCCACGAAGACCUCAAACAGGUCAACUUUUCUCACUCUCGUGAUCAGAAUCACCUUUACUCACCAAGUACAAUUAAAUGUACCAGAAAUUUGAAGUGGUUCUGACAUCACCUUACAAUCCACUGUCAAUCUCACACACAACAAUCAUACUUGAAUGAGUGUUAGAUUGUAACCACAGUCUAACACUCAUACACACACACCAAGACUAUCACUUAAAUCAGACACACCUGCCCACGAAGACCUGAUAAGGUAAACGCUCAAUCUCACGCACGGCACAGCCAUCUGCUUUAAUUCAUCACAGUCUAACACCCUUUGAUGCACCAUAACUGUGGCCUAUAAGUAUACAUCAUAUUAAAGUUAUGCCACACACAAUCUAUGGAUGGUACAAUGUUAGGAUUGGGACCAUUGUCCUGGUGGCUUAUAAAGGUUAGGUCAGUCAAGGGGAAUCAGUCUGUUAGUUAUGGUGCAUCAUGCAGGAUUUACCCCAGUGUUUUAACCAAAAUGCUCAGACUCUUUCCAUCUACGCGGGCCAGCACCCUUGUCUCACUGGGCCAUGGCUCCGGAGGACCUGCUUUCACCUGGGGCCAAAGCCAGGCCACUGGUACAUUUCAGCUUGCAUUUACAUAACAAUGGCCAACUGUGAACUUUAACACCUUUUCACAAAGCAACUGUCUUGGCGUUGUUGAUUCUGCUCUCCCGAAGUUCUUAGUGUCACACGCCUAAUGGUAACACAAUUACCAGAGUUUAGGUUAACAUAAAACACUGGCAACACACUGGUGUCGAGGUAAGUCUCCAUGGAAAUACGGCAUUAGUGUUAGUGGAGCAUCUGGUGGUACAGCAGGUAUAGCCCAGGCCACUCCCGAGGCAGGUUACACACAGCUGUCAGCUCCUGAUGGUGGGACGGGGAUUCCUUCCACACUAGCAUGUACUGUACCUGCUCAUUGCUUUUCUUUUAUGUCCCCUUCUCACUCUCCUCUGCUUUGUCGCUUCUCCUCAUAGCUAAACUUGGGAGGCAGGGUGUCUUGUCACUAAAUCCCCUCCUUCAUCUCUGUUUCUCUCUGAGUUUUAAACAGCAGUAGUUUAAAACCUCUGCUAUCAAUAGUUUGUCACUUCUUUUCUUUGUACUUUACAUUCAGUUCUUUCAGCCCUCAUUGGAAUUGCAUUGCAAGGAGCUGCAGUGUUAAGCUAAAUGUGGAACUACAGUUACAAAAUGUACAAUAUCAUAUACUUGGAAUCUCCAAGACGUAUGCAUCUGAUCUUCCUGAAUCCAUUUGCACUGUUUUAAUAUUCAUAGUGCACUACUUUUGACCAGAGCCUUUGAUCCCUGGUUAAAAGUAGUGCACUAAAUAGGGAAUAAGGUUCCAUUUGGGAUGUUAAUUGUACUGAGUAGAUUCCCCUUGGUCUUUAAUACAGAACAUCACCAUGACCUAGUUUCCCCCCUCUCUCUGAUCAUCUCCCUCCCUCCCUCCCUCCCUCCCUUCCUUCCAAGGUAUGACAUGUGAGCACCGAGGCCUUCAUUCCAUCUUCUAUUCCACUUUUUCACCUUUUCAGCAAACAUCCCCGUCAGCCUUGUAUCUCUGAAUCAUUUUGAUAAGCUCCAGGAGAGGAGUGGAGAGAAUGACUGUUUCCCAAAUAGCACCCUAUUCCCCUAUGUAGUGCACUGCUUUUGACCCGGACCCAUAGGGAAUGGGGUGUCAUUUGGGACACAGUUGAGGAGCGGAGAGAAUCACUCAGCUCUCUGACUUCACGGCCCGUGUUUUUAGUUCCGUAGCUCUAGGGUCAAAAACAAAGAAUGCCUAUAAUUUCUGAGCAGUCUGCCUGAAUGCCUGAAUACAAGAGACGAAAGAUAGGAGAGAGGUAUUUUUAGGGCUUUUAGAUGAUUUUUCUAAAAGAAUAGGCACUGUUCUCUGCCACGUUACUUUUCUCUGGGAACAUAAGAGGAUACACAUAUUGCAUUUUUGUUUAACAACAGUGUUUUUGAGGUCAUAACUGUGAUAUAUGGGAGAAACAUCCUUCCAACAUUUUGUCAGUAAAUAAGUGCAAGACAACCAAUUACAGUGUAAAAAAGUCAACUAAAAUGAAAAGAAAGGAAAUGUCCCAAACUUUUUCUCUAUUUCCCUCUCGAUGCCCUCACUCUUAAUCGCCUCUCCACUAAUGAAUGAGGACAGAAGGCAGAGUCAGAGCGGUGGAAAAUUUGCCCGCGCAGACCGUCAUCUGUCACUGUCCUGAUGAGGAGCACAGUGGGCACCAGUGCCCAGUUCAACCCCCCUCACCCCCUGGGCACGAGACAGACAAUGGACAGAGGGCUCUGCCCAUAGAGAUCCUAUUAAAUUAUUAUUCUAAUUUCUAAUUCUAUGGCUUUGCCACACUGGGGCAUCUGGGCCGGGCCCUCUUCUUCCUCCUAGGCCAUUGCCCCGGUCCUGCCCAGCAGCCAUUAAGCUGCUCUCUUGAGCUAACUUGCCCAAAAGUUCCCUUUAGUAGAGGGGGGGGGCAUGGGGAUGAGAGCAUAUUAGCUGUGCAGUGUAAAUCAGGACAUGCUGUCCAUGAGUCCAUGCACCAUCACCAAAGCGUCACCACUCCUUUGGGUUAAGUAUAAUCCCUGCUACAGUUUGAGUCAAGGGCUCAGUCCAGUUUUAUAAGGCUUUUAAAGUAGAUCAUGGUUUCAGCCCUACCAGAGUUGGUCUGUACAUUUGAUGUUGAUAAACAGAUACUGUAGUUUAUGAAAAGAUGGGUUUCUGGUGUGUUGUUCUACCUUUAGGUUUAUCUAAUAUGUGUGUACAACUUGUCUUCUGAUUAGUUAAUUUAUUACACAGAGGAAUAUGGAGUUGGAAUUCGGAUUUGUCAGAUAUGAGUUUGAAACCCAAUGGCUUUGGCUCAUUGUGUGUGUUUAAUACAAAAAUAAUGUUCAUGGUAUGUUCACCAGAAAGUUACUUGUUCAGUAACUUGUAGAAAACCUCACAGCUUCUCCGCCUCCCUCACUCACUCCAUCUCUUUCAUUUCGCCUCUCAUUUUCUUCUUUCUUGCUCUCCCUCUUUCUCAUCUCUCCAUCUCUAUCGCUCCCUCUCUAAUCUCCUCCUUCUUUCUAUCAAUUCCUCUCUGCCUCUCCCUCCAUCUCUCUGCCUCUCCCUCCAUCUCUCUGCCUCUCCCUCCAUCUCUCUGCCUCUCCCUCCAUCUCUCUGCCUCUCCCUCCAUCUCUCUGGCACCCUCUAGUCGUCUUCUCCUUUUCUUCUCUCCCUCUCUCCAUCUACAGUAUCUCUCCCUCUCUCCAUCUACAGUAUCUCUCCCUCUCUCCAUCUACAGUAUCUCUCCCUCUCUCCAUCUACAGUAUCUCUCCCUCUCUCCAUCUACAGUAUCUCUCCCUCUCUCCAUCUACAGUAUCUCUCCCUCUCUCCAUCUCUCUUCAUCUACAGUAUCUCUCUCUCUCUCUCUCUCUCUCUCUCCCUCUCACCAUCUCUCUCCAUCUACAGUAUCUCUCCCUCUCUCUCCCCCUCUGUCUCUCUUGCUCCUUUCUCUCUGCUUCUCUUUACAUCUCCCUCUCAUCGAGAUGUAGUUGUCCCCGAUUGCACUGACUUUGCUCACAACUGCUUGUUUGAAGAAGUGUACUUACUGUGAUCAAGAUGUGGUUGUCCCACUGGCUAUCCUAAGUUGAAUGCACCAAUUUGUAAAUCGCUCUGGAUAAGAGCGUCUGCUAAAUGACUUAAAUGUAAAUGUAAAUCUACUUCCUCACUCUCUCUCCCAGCAGGAGCCCAACCCGUUCCUGAACCCGACCAUGGAGGCGGAUGCCCUGCUGAGGAGCCCGGUGCCUAGCAAGGACCAGGGCAAGCUGUUUAGCGCCGUCCGCUCCCUGGCCCCACUCCACUUCCACUCGGAGCUGGUGCCCUUUGACGAGGCCCUCAGGGACUUGGGGACGGGCCGCCCCCUGGCCAGUGCUCAGGACGGGGCUGACGUGGUGGCUCGGCAUGGGACCCAGCUACAAGAGGUCAAGGCUUCAGAACGCAGAGGUCAGAUAUAGUCCCUGUAUAUGAACACUAAUGAUGUACACUACCAGUCAAAAGUUUGGACACACCUACUCAUUCAAGGGUUUUUCUUUAUUUUUACUAUUUUUUAGAUUGUAGAAUAAUAGUGAAGACAUCAAAUCUAUGAAAUAGCACAUAUGGAAUCAUGUAGUAACCAACAAAGUGUUAAACAAAUUUAAAUAUAUUUUAUAUUUGAGAUUCUUCAAAUAGCCACCCUUUGCCUUGAUGGCAGGUUUGCACACUCUUGGCAUUCUCUCAACCAGCUUAUUGAGGUAGUCACCUGGAAUGUAUUUCAUUUAACAGGUGUGCCUUCUUAAAAGUUAAUUUGUGGAAUUUCUUUCCUUCUUAAUGCAUUUGAGCCAAUUGUGUUGUGACAAGGUAAUGGGGUAUACAGAAGAUAGCCCUAUUUGGUAAAAGACCAAGUCCAUAUUAUGGCAAGAACAGCUCAAAUAAGCAAAGAAAAACAACAGUCCAUCAUUACUUUAAGACAUGAAGGUCAGUCAAUCCGGAAAAUUUCAAGAACUUUGAAAGUUUCUUCAAGUGCAAUCGCAAAAACCAUCAAGUGCUAUGAUGACACUGGCUCUCAUGAGGACCGCCACAGGAAUGGAAAACCCAGAGUUACCUCUGCUGCAGAGGAUAAGUUCAUUAGAGUUACCAGCCUCAGAAAUUGCAGCCCAAAUAAAUGCUUCACAGAGUUCAAGUAACAGACACAUCUCAACAGCAACUGUUCAGAGGGGACUGUGUGAAUCAGGCCUUCAUGGUCAAAUUGCUGCAAAGAAACCACUACUAAAGGACACCAAUAAGAAGAAGAGACUUGCUUGGGCCAAGAAACACGAGCAAUGGACAUUAGGCCGGUGGAAAUUUGUCCUUUGGUCUGGAGUCCAAAUUGGAGAUUUUUGGUUCCAACCGCCGUGGCUUUGUGAGACGCGGUGUGGGUGAACGGAUGAUCUCCGCAUGUGCAGUUUCCACCGUAAAGCAUGGAGGAGGAGGUGUUAUGGUGUGGGGGUGCUUUGCUGGUGACACUGUCUGUGAUUUAUUUAGAAUUCAAGGCACACUUUACCAGCAUGGCUACCACAGCAUUCUGCAGCGAUACGCCAUACCAUCUGGUUUGGGCUUAGUGGGACUAUCAUUUGUUUUUCAACAGGACAAUGACCCAACACACCUCCAGGCUAUGUAAGGGCUAUUUGACCAAGAAGGAGAGUGAUGGAGUGCUGCAUCAGAUUACCUGCCCUCCACAAUCCCCCGACCUCAAUCCAAUUGAGAUGGUUUGGGAUGAGUCGGACCAUAGAGUGAAGAAAAAGCAGCCAACAAGUGCUCAGCAUAUGUGCAAACUCCUUCAAGAGUGUUGGAAAAGCAUUCCAGGUGAAGCUGGUUGAGAGAAUGCCAAGAGUGUAGGGUGGUAUUUGAAGAAUCUCCAAUAUAAAAUACAUUUGGAUUUUUUAAACACUUUUUUGGUUACUACAUGAUUCCAUAUGUGUUAUUUCAUAGUUUUGAUGUCUUCACUCUUAUUCUACAAUGUAGAAAAUAGUAAAAAUAAAGAAAAAGUCCAAACUUUUGACUGGUACUGUAUAUGAGGUCAGAUAUGGUCCACUCCACUCCAUACCCACCUACCGCUCUGAAUAGUACAUACUGUACUGUCUAAUAAAUUAUAAUGUACAUUAUCAUGUAGUAAAUUGAUUUCUUUGUAAUGGUUGUCUUGUAUGUAUGCCAUUUUUUACUGUUUCAUUAAUGAAACCUUAUUUGUGAAUUAAGGUUAAUGUUUUUCUAACACCCAAUGUCAAUGUGUUGUUAAAGGUUUAAGGAGGGUGCUUAAAGCACAGGAUGCACUAGCUAUGUUCAUUUGAUACAAGGUGAGCCACAGCAGUCCAUCCGCAGCCAGACAGGCAGUAACCGAGAUGAAGUAGCCAGCUAUACUGAUUGAGGAGAUGUGGGUAGUCAGUCCUUGGCUCUAACAGAGACAGACAGUGCCAUGCAGAUCCAGGCAGGAGGCUCACGGCCUGGCUGAUAGCUGUUAGCUGCUGGCUCUGAGCUUUGAGGGAUGGUUACACGUGCUACAUGGCCCUGGGUACACUAGGUGUCCUAAAUGGUACCCUAUUCCCUUUAUAGUGCACUACAUUUGACCAGAUCCCUAUGUGUAGUGCCCUAUAGGGAAUAGGGUGCCAUUUCUGACGCAUGCAUACUUAUCCCCAUUCCCCACCGCUGUGCUGUGUGACUGAAGAGUGUUUGUGUGGUUUAAUCUCCAUGUUGACAGAGAUGGAGAAGCAGAUGAAGAUUGAGAACCUGUUUGUGACUUGGCAGCAGAGGUCAGCGCAGUCCAACAUGCCCAUCUCAGUAAGUACCACAGCCAUUUUACACACACCAGAGUACUACAGCCAUUUAGCCAUUUCCCUCCCCCAUCAAACGCCUAUGGACGCACACACGCACACACACACACACACACACACACACACACACACACACACACACACACACACACACACACACACACACACACACACACACACACACACACUAAGCAUCUGAGCUAUCUAUCUUGCAAAUACAUGGUUCACACAUGCUGGCGGAGUACACACACAGCGACUCUCAUUCAAAUCUCAGAAAAUGGCAUCUCUCCAUCUCAAACACAUUUACACACAUUUGCAUGUGGGCGCAAGUGCUUGUGUGAAAUUGGUAAGAGAUGUAUCGAAGAGCUGCUAUGCUGUCAGGAAUAUGGGGGUUUUAUGCACUGUAGCUAAUUGAUGUAUAUUUCACUCUUGCCAUGUUGUACUAGUCUGGGACUUUGGCACAGAGAAAUAAAUAGGAGAUUAUUUUUAAGUAGUCCCCAUUUUAAAUAUUCCAACUAAUUCACAAAGGUUGCAAGCUGGCAAGGAGCAUUUGAAGAGCUUUAAAGGAGAGACGUUAACUUUUAAGUUGAUAUUACAGCAGGCAUCAUGGGACUGUAGAGUUGAUAUUACAGCAGGCAUCAUGGGACUGUAGAGUUGAUAUUACAGCAGGCAUCAUGGGACUGUAGAGUUGAUAUUACAGCAGGCAUCAUGGGACUGUAGAGUUAAAUUACAGCAGGCAUCGUGGAACUGUAGAGUUGACAUUAUUGUAGGAUUCCUAGGACUCAGAAACACAAGCCCACCAGUGGUUUCACCAGAGGCACUGCAGCUGUAGAUGUUUUUAAAACACUACAUUAAUUUCACAAAAAUGCAAUGGCUACCUUCAUCAUAAAAGAAAGAUUGAUGAAAACAACAGUCUCUUUCAUCCCUAAAUAACCACUAGUUACAGUAUAGACCCCUCAAACUCAACUCUGGACCUCGAAGCCAGUUCCACUGCUUUUUUUCAUUAUUGCUCUCUAAUCAGGGGGACACCAGGUGGAUGCAAUUCAUUAUCAGAUAGAACAGAAAACCAGCAGGCUACGGACCUCGUAGUGUAAGUGUUGAAUACCCCUGGUAUAGACAGUCAAGAAAACACCACCAGUAGGCCUCAUAAGUCACUCACACACCAGUCAGUCCCACUCAGACUCAGUCUAAUGAGCUAGUGGUGGAUGAUGACAUCGUCUAUGUUCCAUUUGUGUGCUCCUGCUCCCUCUCUCAUUAUGUCACCGCUCACCAGAGCAGGCUCAUCCAUUACUGGUCAGUCAGAUGACUGUCUGGCUGCCUGACUUGGCUCCUCCACAGUGGGGGACCCCUCUCCCUUCACUGGCCCCUCAGGUUCCCAAGCAUUAUGGCCGUUGAUCCCUGACUCAAUCCCUGACUUAGAUACAGUGAGGGAAAAAAGUAUUUGAUCCCCUGCUGAUUUUGUACGUUUGCCCACUGACAAAGAAAUGAUCAGUCUAUACUUUUAAUGGUAGGUUUAUUUGAACAGUGAGAGACAGAAUAACAACAAAAAAUUCCAGAAAAACGCAUGUCAAAAAUGUUAUAAAUUAAUUUGCAUUUUAAUGAGGGAAAUAAGUAUUUGACCCCCUCUCAAUCAGAAAGAUUUCUGGCUCCCAGGUGUCUUUUAUACAGGUAAAGAGCUGAGAUUAGGAGCACACUCUUAAAGGGAGUGCUCCUAAUCUCAGAUUGUUACUUGUAUAAAAGACACCUGUCCACAGAAGCAAUCAAUCAAUCAGAUUCCAAACUCUCCACCAUGACCAAGACCAAAGAGCUCUCCAAGGAUGUCAGGGACAAGAUUGUAGACCUACACAAGGCUGGAAUGGGCUACAAGACCGUCGCCAAGCAGCUUGGUGAGAAGGUGACAACAGUUGGUGCGAUAUUUCGCAAAUGGAAGAAACACAAAAUAACUGUUAAUCUCCCUCGGCCUGGGGCUCCAUGCAAGAUCUCACCUCGUGGAGUUGCAAUGAUCAUGAGAACGGUGAGGAAUCAGCCCAGAACUACACGGGAGGAUCUGGUCAAUGAUCUCAAGGCAGCUGGGACCAUAGUCACCAAGAAAACAAUUGGUAACACACUACGCCGUGAAGGACUGAAAUCCUGCAGCGCCCGCAAGGUCCCCCUGCUCAAGAAAGCACAUAUACAUGCCCGUCUGAAGUUUGCCAAUGAACAUCUGAAUGAUUCAGAGGAGAACUGGGUGAAAGUGUUGUGGUCAGAUGAGACCAAAAUGGAGCUCUUUGGUAUCAACUCAACUCGCCGUGUUUGGAGGAGAAGGAAUGCUGCCUAUGACCCCAAGAACACCAUCCCCACCGUCAAACAUGGAGGUGGAAACAUUAUGCUUUGGGGGUGUUUUUCUGCUAAGGGGACAGGACAGCUUCACCGCAUCAAAGGGACGAUGGACGGGGCCAUGUACUGUCAAAUCUUGGGUGAGAACCUCCUUCCCUCAGCCAGGGCAUUGAAAAAGGGUCGUGGAUGGGUAUUCCAGCAUGACAAUGACGCAAAACACACGGCCAAGGCAACAAAGGAGUGGCUCAAGAAGAAGCACAUUAAGGUCCUGGAGUGGCCUAGCCAGUCUCCAGACCUUAAUCCCAUAGAAAAUCUGUGGAGGGAGCUGAAGGUUCGAGUUGCCAAACAUCAGCCUCGAAACCUUAAUAACUUGGAGAAGAUCUGCAAAGAGGAGUGGAACAAAAUCGCUCCUGAGAUGUGUGCAAACCUGGUGGCCAACUACAAGAAACGUCUGACCUGAUUGCCAACAAGGGUUUUGCCACCAAGUACUAAGUCAUGUUUUGCAGAGGGGUCAAAUACUUAUUUCCCUCAUUAAAAUACAAAUCAAUUUAUAACAUUUUUGACAUGCGUUUUUCUGGAUUGUGUUGUUGUUAUUCUGUCUCUCACUGUUCAAAUAAACCUACCAUUAAAAUUAUAGACUGAUCAUGUCUUUGUCAGUGGGCAAAUGUACAAAAUCAGCAGGGGAUCAAAUACUUUUUUCCCUCACUGUAUGAGAGGAGGUCACAUCAGCACAGCAGACAGUGUUGUGUUCUGUCUGUCUCCCACUCCCUCCUCUAACACACACAGUCCUAUCUACAUCUCUGUCUGCCUGUCUAUCUCCAGGCUGCACAGGGACGAUAGAUGAUAGAUGUGUCAAUAAGAGUGAUUGAUAAGAGAGCAACAGAUUAAAGACCGGAUGAGAUGAGCCAUAACAUUUAAUCAGUCCUAUUACUCUGUAGUAUGCCCUGUCUGUAUAGUGUUUAGUAGACGGUUUGAUUGUGUCAUUAGGAAACCGGUCAUUGAUUCUCGGUGGGUGUGUGUGUGUGUAUUUACAUGCUGGGGCUUUUGGUAUCAUUAACUAGAAGAAUUCUCAUUCGGCUCCAAGGACCAUUAAAUAAAUAAAGAGAUGUUUCCUUACUUUCCACAGGUGGUGGACUUGGACACUCUGAAGCAGUCAUCCAGACUAGUGCACUAUUGCGUCACCCCUCUGCUCUUUGACCCCGUGUUCAGGAAGCAGAUCCAGGAAGAGCAGAUUGUCCAACCUCAACAGGUCAAGGUACAGAAACCAUGGCUGCUUUCCCUUGGGGCCUAACUAAACAAAGCUUUCUUAGUGUCCAACAAGCUUUCUCUGCCCUUAACCUUGUUCUGAACACCUCCAAAACAAUGGUCAUGUGGUUUGGUAAGAAGAAUGCCCCUCUCCCCAAUGGUGUGAAUACUACGUCUGAGGGUUUAGAGCUUGAGGUAGUCACCUCAUACAAGUACUUGGGAGUAUGGCUAGACGGUACAAUGUCCUUCUCUCAGCACAAAUCCAAGCUACAGGCUAAGGUUAAAUCUAGACUUGGUUUCCUCUAUUGUAAUCGCUCCUCUUUCACCCCAGCUGCCAAACUAACCCUGAUUCAGAUGACCAUCCUACCCAUGCUAGAUUACGGAGACGUAAUUUAUAGAUCGGCAGGUAAGGGCGCUCUCGAGCGGCUAGAUGUUCUUUACCAUUCGGCCAUCAGAUUUGCCACCAAUGCUCCUUAUAGGACACAUCACUGCACUCUAUACUCCUCUGUGAACUGGUUAUCUCUGUAUACCCAUCGCAAGACCCACUGGUUGAUGCUUAUUUAUAGAAUCCUCGUAGGCCUCAGUCCCCCCUAUCUGAGAUACCUACUGCAGCCCUCAUCCUCCACAUACAACACCCAUUCUGCCAGUCACAUUCUGUUAAAGGUCCCCAAAGCACACACAUCCGUGGGUCGCUCCUCUUUUCAGUUCACUGCAGCUAGCGACUGGAACGAGCUGCAAAAAAACACUCAAAUGGACAGUUUUAUCUCCAUCUCUUCAUUCAAAGACUCAAUCAUGGACACUCUUACUGACAGUUGUGGCUGCUUCGCGUGAUGUAUUGUUGUCUCUACCUUCAUGCCUUUGUGCUGUUGUCUGUGCCUAAUAAUGUUUGUACCAUGUUUUGUGCUUCUACCAUGUUGUGCUACUGCCAUGUUGUGUUGCUACCAUGUUGUUGUAAUGUGGUGUUGCUACCAUUCUGUGUUGUCAUGUGUUGCUGCCAUGCUAUGUUGUUGUCUUAGGUCUCUCUUUAUGUAGUGUUGUGGUGUCUCUCUUGUUGUGAUGUGUGUUUUGUCUUAUAUUUAUAUUUUUAAUCCAAGCCCCCGUCCCCGCAGGAGGCCUUUUGGUAGGCCGUCAUUGUAAAUAAGAAUUUGUUCUUAAGUGACUUAUCUAGUUAAAUAAAGGUUAAAUCAAAUUUAAAAUAAAUACAACUCAAACAUCUCCUCAUAUGGUUGUUCACUUCUCUCUUACUUAGAAAGAUGCCCUUAGUUGCAAAAUGGAAACCAUCCCAAACUUCCCAAGUUUUUGAGAAAUCCUGGUAGGAGAAUUUCCGUAAUCAGGAUGGAACAAUCAGCAAUCUUCCAACAGUCUUUCAACCAGAACCUCUGAAAAACCUGGGAACUUUGGAAAAGGUUUCGGUAUUUUGCAACUUUAGACAAAGGUGGUCACAGUCUGAUGAAACAUCCCAGUUCACCUCUCCACUCCCGCUCUCCUCUCUCCUCUCCCCUCCCUCCUCUCCAGAAGCGUCAUCGCUCCAGUGACUCCACGGCGUCUGGCAGGGACCGUAGCUACAGCACAGACUCAGCUGACAUGCUGCCCAGCCGGCUGAGAGAGGAGCCCUGGCUGCAGGACAUCUCUAACACCUUCCUCCAGCAGUAUGUUCAGUACCUCCAGAGUAUGGGCUUCAUCCUGGUCCAGGUCCGGCCACAGUCCCCCGCACGCAGGUACGUCUUACUGACAGUCCAUUGGUCCUCAACUCUCUAAACUAUACUAGUAACCUAUCUUUCUACACCAUACUAGUUCAAGUUUAUUUACCAUGUUUAAUGAAUACAUUGGAAAUCUAACUCACCCGAUCUCUCACCCCAAAAAAACACAGUGAAAACACAAUACAACUCAGGGCAAAUGUCCUCUUUCUCUGAGUUUCCCUCCCAUGAUCCUCUAUGUGACUGUGAGCAGAACUGUGAGCACUAUUCAUCCAUUAGUCAUCAGAUGUGUUGUGAUCCCCUCCUAGCCCCCAAUAGCCACAUCCCUCUGGUCAUGCAUGUGAUAUAACUACAGUAGACACUGGGCAGACACACACACACACACGGACGGACGGACGGACGGACAGACACACACACAGACAGUACACUCUCUCUCUCUUUCUCUCUCUCUCACGUUGGUCUCUCCAUCCCUGCCUAACCCUGCCUGUCUCUCUCUCUCCUCUCUCCCUGUAGCAUCGCCAGGGCCCGGGCAGCCAUGUUCAGCUCAUUGUCGUCAGAGAGGCAGUCCUUCUCCUAUAACAAGACCAGGAGCGAGGACAGCCCUAAGGUAAGUAGUGUUGAUGAAAGGGAUGAGGAUAUUCACACACACACUCUUUCUGGCGAAAGGCACAUAGGGAUAUAUUGACUCCAACUCUCUCUGUCUGACACACAUACUCUCUCUCUCUGACAAACACUCUCUCUCUCUCUCACACACACACACACAUCCCUUCAUCAUCAACUCUUGAGGUAAUGUUGUAUUUCUCCGCAGAGCACAGGGUCGGGCACUACCGCAUACCACCUCCAGAGGGCGAUAACAGGGGGCAUCGUAUUGAUGGAGCUUGCCUUUCAGGUGAGACUCUUGUUCUCUCUCUUUCCCUGUCUCUUGCUCUUUCUAUCUCUCUCUUUCUCUCUCGCUCUCUAUCUCUCUUUCAAAGGGGCUUUAUUGGCAUGGAUUUUUUUUUGCCAAAGUAAUGAAAUAAACAAAAGUGAGUAUACACAAAACAACAUCAACAAAAAACUAUACAAAUGUAACCGUAAAUAUUGCACUCAAAAAUGUUUUUUUUUAAAUCGACAUUUCAAGUGUUAUAUUAUCAGCUAUGUACAGCUUUAAUAUUGCAGAUAGAUUGUAGCUUCCAUCAAUGUAAUUGUCUGCAUCAUUUCCAAUCCCCCAUAUAUAUAUAUUUUUAAAUAUAUACACUACCGUUCAAAAGUAUGGGGUCACUUAGAAAUGUCCUUGUUUUCGAAAUAUAUAUAUAUUUUUUGUCCAUUAAAAGAACAUCAAAUUGAUCAGAAAUACAGUGUAGACAUUGUUAAUGUUGUAAAUGGCUAUUAUAGCUGGAAACGGCUGAUUUUUAAUGGAAGAUCUACAUAGGCGUACAAAGGCCCAUUAUCAGCAACCAUCAGUCCUGUGUUCCAAUGGCAUGUUGUGUUUGCUAAUCCAAGUUUAUCAUUUUAAAAAGCUAAUUGAUCAUUAGAAAACCCUUUUGCAAUUAUUAUGUUAGCACAUCUGAAAACUGUUGUGCUGAUUAAAGAAGCAAUAAAACUGGCCUUCUUGAGACUAUUUGAGUAUCUGGAGCAUCAGCAAUUGUGGGUUCGAUUACAGGCUCAAAAUGGGCAGAAACAAAUAACUUUCUUCUGAAACUCGUCAGUCUAUUCUUGUUCUGAGAAAUGAAGGCUAUUCCAUGCGAGAAAUUUCCAAGAAACUGAAGAUCUCGUGCAACGCUGUGUACUACUCCCUUCACAGAACAGCGCAAACUGGCUCUAACCAGAAUAGAAAGAGGAGUGGGAGGCCCCGGUGCACAACUGAGCAAGAGGACAAAUACAUUAGAGUGUCUAGUUUGAGAAACAGACGCCUCACAGGUCCUCAACUGGCAGCUUCAUUAAAUAGUACCCGCAAAACACCAGCCUCAACGUCAACAGUGAAGAGGCGAUUCUGGGAUGCUGACCUUCUAGGCAGAGUUGCAAAGAAAAAGCCAUAUCUCAGACUGCACAUCUUAAUCUUUUCUUUUUAUUGGCCAGUCUGAGAUAUGGCUUUUUCUUUGCAACUCUGCCUAGAAGGUCAUUUAUUUAAUGAAGCUGCCAGCAUUAAUGAUGCUUGAGGAAACAGGUACAAAUGUAUCUAUAUCCACAGUAAAAACAAGUCCUAUAUCGACAUAACCUGAAAGGCCGCUCAGCAAGGAAGAAGCCACUGCUCCAAAACCGCCAUAAAAAGCCAGACUACGGUUUGCAACUGCACAUGGGGACAAAGAUCGUACUUUUUGGAGAAAUGUCCUCUGGUCUGAUGAAACAAAUAUAGAACUGUUUGGCCAUAAUGACCAAUGUUAUGUUUGGAGGAAAAAGGGGGUGGCUUGCAAGCAGAAGAACACCAUCACAACCGUGAAGCACGGGGGUGGCAGCAUCAUGCUGUGGGGGUGCUUUGCUGCAGGAGGGACUGGUGCACUUCGCAAAAUAGAUGGCAUCAUGAGGAAGGAAAAUUAUGUGGAUAUAUUGAAGCAACAUCUCAAGACAUCAGUCAAGAAGUUAAAGCUUGGUUGCAAAUGGGUCCUCCAAAUGGACAAUGACCACAAGCAUACUUCCAAAGUUGUGGGAAAAUGGCUUAAGGACAACGAAGUCAUGGUAUUGGAGUGGCCAUCACAAAGCCCUGACCUCAAUCCUAUAGAAAAUGUGUGGUGCAGAACUGAAAAAGCGUGUGCGAGCAAGGAGGCCUACAAACCUGACUCAGUUACACCAGCUCUGUCAGGAGGAAUGGGCCAAAAUUCACCCAACUUAUUGUGGGAAGCUUGUGGAAGGCUACCCGAAACGUUUGACCCAAGUUAAACACUUUAAAGGCAAUGCUACCAAAUACUAAUUGAGUGUAUGUAAACAUCUGACCCACUGGGAAUGUGAUGAAAGAAAUAAAAGCUGAAAUAAAUCAUUCUCUCUACUAUUAUUCUGACAUUUCACAUUCUUUAAAUAAAGUGGUGAUCCUAACUGACCAAAGACAGGGAGUUUUUACUAGGAUUAAAUUGUCAGGAAUUGUGAAAAACUGAGUUUAAAUGUAUUUGGCUAAGGUUUAUGUAAACUUCCGACUUCAACUGUAUAUAUGUUUCUUAAUAUAUAUAUGGGGCUCAAGCUGCAUCCCUGUGUCACCCCUCAUUCUCUCGCCCUCUUUCUCUCUCUCCCUAUCUCUUUGUCGCUCUCUUUGUCACUCUCUCUGUCUCUCUCUCGCUCUCACUCUUACUCCAUAUUACACAUUAACCCUUCCUACUCCAUUAGCUUAACAUGGGCCUCUGGAUUAGAUUGUGUAAUCAUAAUGUGUAAUGAUUACACAGAAGAGUUUAGUUGAAAUGGGUCUUUCCUACUGAGUAUUUUAUGCAUCAUCAUUCUCACCGUGUAGGAGAUGUGUUUAGAACAGUUUCAGUCAUUGUAACCACACACCCACCACAUUAUUAUUCAUGACUAAUAUUAUCUGUUGAGCCCUGAGUAGUAUAGUAGCACAUUGUAUGAUAUUCUAUUCUAUCCAGUAUAUGAUAUCUCUCUCUCCUUCUUCCCUCCAUAUUUUGUUUCUCUCUCUCUCUCUCUCUCUCUCAGGGUUGUUACUUCUGUGUGAAGCAGUAUGCUCUGGAGUGUUCACGCAUCCCCAUGGGACAGACCGUCAACUCUCAGGUAACAUUAUGGCAUCUCUAUCUCUGGUGCUGUGAGUUAGACCACAGAGCUGGGCCCAAUGAACCAGGCCAUAGCGCUCUCUCUCUCUCUCUCUCUCUCUCUCUCUCUCUCUCUCUCUCUCUCUCUCUCUCUCUCUCUCUCUCUCUCUCUCUCUCUCUGUCUCUCUCUCUCUCUGUCUCUCUCUCUCUCUGUCUCUCUGUCUCUGUCUCUGUCUCUGUCUCUCUCUCUCUGUAUAUAUAAAGCUGGAGUGUCCAGGUUUUGCUCUAAACCAGGUUUAAUUCAGUGUAAAGAUGUGUAAAUGACUGCUGUGUGUUUGCUGAGCGUCUCCAGAUGUUGUCUCUCAGCUGGGAGGGAGGGUAAGCCCCAACAGAUGCCUCACUCUCUUCAGCAGCUGGCCAUCUACAACUAUAAAGCCAUCUGAAGAUUAUUAUUUUUUGGCCAUUUAUUUGUUUGUAAAUGUGUGUGCUAGAAGCGGGAAGCGAAAUAAUGAGUGAUUGGUGUAGUGCUAAACACUCAUUUUAAUGUCUGACUCUUUCAGUUGUAACAUUUUUGUUGAAAUUACAUACAACACAUACAACUAGAUUGCCAAGAGAGGAGAUUUGAAACAGUCUUUCCUCCAUUUCCUUCUCAAGCCAAACUGUCAUAUUAUAUGAAAGAAAUCAAUGGACUCACUUCGCAAAACAUCCUUUUCUCUUUUAUUACAAUUAUUCAUAAUGAUUGCCUGCCAUAUAUGGUGUUCUAAUCGGAAAAAAACAUUAUUGUACUCAUAACCCGUAUAUUUCAGUCUGGUAAUUGCUUUGCCAUGUAAACUAUUGGGCAGAGUGUAGUGUGUAUGUGGGGUGAGUGUUUAGCUACUACAGCAGUCUGCCCAAUCUUUAAACAGAGCUAAUGGACUGUGGUGUGGACUAGGGAGAUGGCGAGAUGGAGCGAGCAGCGGUAGGUCUGUUCUGAACUCUUAUGUACUAGACUAAUGGCUGUGCUCAGCUCAGCGCUGCAUACAGCGUACAGACUGACCCUGUGUUGUUAAAGAUCGAGAGAGCUGUUCACCAUGUAGCCUUUCUCUGGCUCUGGUUCUCUAUCUUUCUCUCUCCCUAUAUUUCUUUCUCCUCUCUCUUUUUCUCUCUUUCUUUCUUCAUCUCUCUCCCAUUCUCUUUCUCAUUUUCCUCUUUCUUUCUUUCUCUCAUCUCCUCUCCUCCUUGGGACGGAUCAGUUUUCAGGUUGUGAGUUGACUGUUAUUGAAUAUGAUACAGACAGGCAGGCAGAGGACAAGAUGUCACUGUCAUGCUCACCGUUUCCCCUCAAUGUGUUGGAAACUGUAUCAAAGUGACGUAUGUUAGUCUGAGCAGACAGAGUGAGAGAGUAUUCUCUUUAAUCACAAUGAUUAGAGUUUGAGAAGAGCCAUGGCAGUUGCAGAGUUCAUCUCGAUGCACAGCAGGGUGGUAGACGUCUGUUAAUCACUGGAGUGGAUGAGUGAGUGGCGCGAGAGAUGGAGGGUGUGUGUGUGUGUGUGUGUGUGUGUGUGUGUGGUUUAUAAUUGGACGCUGUCGCCAGUCAGCCUCAGUUCUCCUCAGCGUUGACUGUUGUCUUUGUGGCCUGUCUGACCUGCUCAUGCUUGGUGCUCACACACACUAGUUUGUCACCUCGUGUCACCUCCUAUCUGUUCAAUAUCACUCUAAUCUUAUUAAUAUGAGUGUGUAGCAACACAAUGAGUUUGUAGGUGUCUUUGCGCGUGUAAUAGGGUGUAUAUCUAUAGGCACUAACUCCACCAUGGCUAUUUGACCUAUGGAGAAAUGGAUGGGAUUUUGGGAGGGGUUUUGGAUAACGUAUAAGAUCUCUUAAGCCUGUGUUAACCUCAGACCUUAUUUUCUGCGUUUAUCCCAAAACCCCAUUCUUUCCCCAUCCAUUUCCCCAUAGGCCAAAGAGCCAUGGCGGAGUUAGUGCCUAUAAAAAUACGCUCUAUUACACAUGCAAAUACACGUUUUUUAGGACUACAAGCUGGCGAGCUCCAUUCUGACAAUUGUCUUUUGUCUGUCUCUGUCUUUAUGUUCUGUGUUUGUCCAUUUCCUUUCCUUCUCUGUGUGUGUGUGUGUGUGUGUGUGUGUGUGUGUGUGUGUGUGUGUGUGUGUGUGUGUGUGUGUGUGUGUGUGUGUGUGUGUGUGUGUGCAUACCUCUGUGUAUGUUUCUGUGUGUAUCUUUCUCUGUCUGUGUCUGUCUAGUCCCAUCUCAUGUCCUCUCUCCAUCAGGGCUCCUUCCUCACCUCAAAACCUCUCAGUCUCAAGCCAUUCCGGUCUCUGACUCUGCGGUAUGUCCCAGAACCCUUAGGGGCAGGGUGUCUACCCUCCUCUCUGCUUGCUGCAAUGGCCCCUGAUCCCUCUAUCUCUCUCUUCUCUCUGUCUAAAUCUCUCUCUUCUCUAUCUAUCUCUAUCUACCUGUCUAAAUCUCUCUCUUCUCUAUCUAUCUCGAUCUACUGUGUCUCUCUUCUCUUUCACACUCUCUCUCUACAUCUCUCUCUCUCUUACACUCUGUCUCUUUCCCUCUCUAUCUCAUGCUCUUGUUCUGUCUCUAUCUUUUCUUCUCUCUCUCUCUCUUUUUUCUUUCUUUCUUUCUUUCUUUCUUUCUUUCUUUCUUUCUUUCUUUCUUUCUUUCUUUCUUUCUUUCUUUCUUUCUUUCUUUCUUUCUUUCUUUCUUUCUUUCUUUCUUUCUUUCUUUUCUUCUUUCUUUCUUUCUUUCUUUCUCGCUCUCUCGCUCUGAGGAAUGGUGAUGGCUUCCUCUGUCUGAUUGAAUCUCUCUUCAGUGCAGCCUGGUGGAGCUCUGGGCUCCAAUGUUGUACUUCCCUACAUGUCUGUUCUGCUGUGACUUUUGGGUUCAUGUCAGUCCUCUAGACUCUGUCUCAGUCUACAUCUUCAUCUUGCUGCUGGGCCAAACAGGCCUGAAUGAUGCUGAGCUGUGAUUCGCUGUCUGUCUAUGGGUCAUUGUGACCCUCCCUCCAAGCUCUUCCUGUAUCAAUCUGUGUUUGUCAUGCAGCUGGUGAAUAAACUAGCCUAAAUGCUGCUCUUUUUGUAGAACACUUACUGUUACUGUCUUUCUUUGUACAGCUCAAAUCUGGAAUGAGCAAUCUUCUGACUUCCCCUGUCUUAUUCAAGCAUUUGUCUAUGAUUUCUUGAGUACAUUUAUGAGGCCUCUGAUUAAGUAUCCUCUAUAGUAUCGAUUUUUGCAUCACUAGUCCACUGUCAUCCUCUGUCGUUGUUGUAAUGUAAAGUGUCUCUCUAUAGUAGAAAAUAGCUUUGAUAUACUGAUAAUUGACUUUUGAACAAAGUUAUAUACGUUUAACCUACUCUUUGCUAGCACCUGUGAACAGUUUGAAAAGGGGUUUAGCAUAAAUAUUAGUACGUUAAAGAUACAAGUAAGUUUGAAAGGUAUACCCAAAAUAGUUUUUAGAUCAGAAUGGCAGUUGGUAAAUGCCUGAGCAAUUAAUUCACAGUGUUGACCCAGCAGUUAACAUGUCCCUAAUAAAUGUGUUGGAUUAAAUAUUAACACAAUUAUAUACUAUUAAUAGUGUAUCUCUGUGGUUUCACUGCUAAAGGGCCGUUUGUACCCCUAAUCGCUUCAGCGGUCUUGUGGACUUAGAGGUCAGAGGUUACAGUAAAUUAGGCUCCAGAUCUCUCCAUCUCCACUGGGGAACACUGACCAACAGAACCAUUAAAGCGCUUUGUACCAGCCUGUUCUGACUUCUGACAUUACACUACUACAAUGUUCUAGCCUUCAAUCUCUUCUACAGUCUGUACCACUGGAGAAAUGUACUCUCUAUUUUUUUUUUUUUUUUGAAGGUGUCUGCCCUAGCACAAACUAAAAUGGCUAAGUCUGGUACAAAACAUUCACUUCUUCAGAGAGGUGGUGAAAGGUUCAACUUGUUACGUUGACUUUAAAAGGAAAGGAAAAUAGCUUUUUCUUGAUGUGUAAUGAAUGGCUCUCGACUAGUACUGGCAUUAAAUGAACACUUGAGGGUUGUUUUUUCCCUGACUCUUUGAUUUGAUAAGACCUAUUUACAUUUGUUCCAAGCAAAUGGUCAAGAUGAAAGCAGCAGCAGUAGUAAUGGCAUUUACCCUCCAUCCCCCUCCGAACACCCCUCUCCGAACCUCAGUUCCUGGUAUUGUGUCGUAAUCACUGCAUGCUCCAGUCUUUCACCUCAAUCAUUAGCAUUUUGCCAUUCAUGCUUUUGUAAGCCUCCGCUUUGAUGUUGGAUUUAAUUAAAUAAGAUACAAUAAUGAAGUUGAUUGAUAUCACAGUUGCUUACAAAAGCCUAUCACAAAGGAGGGGUGGUAGUAGCAGAGCAUAAUCACUUUAAUUGGGUGGUAGUAGCAGAGCAUAAUCACUUUAAUUGGGUGGUAGUAGCAGAGCAUAAUCACUUUAAUUGGGUGGUAGUAGCAGAGCAUAAUCACUUUAAUUGGGUGGUAGUAGCAGAGCAUAAUCACUUUAAUUGGGUGGUAGUAGCAGAGCAUAAUCACUUUAAUUGGGUGGUAGUAGCAGAGCAUAAUCACUUUAAUUGGGUGGUAGUAGCAGAGCAUAAUCACUUUAAUUGGGUGGUAGUAGCAGAGCAUAAUCACUUUAAUUGGGUGGUAGUAGCAGAGCAUAAUCACUUUAAUUGGGUGGUAGUAGCAGAGCAUAAUCACUUUAAUUGGGUGGUAGUAGCAGAGCAUAACCACUUUAAUUGGGUGGUAGUAGCAGAGCAUAAUCACUUUAAUUGGGUGGUAGUAGCAGAGCAUAAUCACUUUAAUUGGGUGAUAGUAGCAGAGCAUAAUCACUUCAAUUGGGUGGUAGUAGCAGAGCAUAAUCACUUUAAUUGGGUGGUAGUAGUAGAGCAUAAUCCCUUUAAUUGGGUGGUAGUAGCAGAGCAUAAUCCCUUUAAUUGGGUGGUAGUAGCAGAGCAUAAUCCCUUUAAUUGGGUGGAUACAAUAGACAGACAGUGAGAACGGCUGAAACAGCAGGGAGGUUUUCCUACCGAUGUAGACACGAGUUUAAUGGGUCUGUUAUUACUAUUAGACACUAGAUGGAUAGCAGUGCAGAGCGAGGGAGAGGAGCUAGGCCUAACUUCAGAAACUUUAUUAUUAAACAUUGAAUUGUGCAUAUGAUACUGCCAAUACUGGCUUGAUAUUAGUCCAGGAGAAUUCAGAUGAUUGUGUGAAUGGUAGGUCAUGGGGAUCCUCUUCCUCUGUAUGAGGUGAUUGGUUGGUUGCGUGGUGUGUGUGUGUGUGUGUGUGUGUGUGUGUGUGUGUGUGUCCUAUCCCAUUCCCACAGCCCUUACAGAACUCUGUAGUGAGUGUCUACAUUGUGUCGGCCCCUCUCUCUCCUCCAGCUCGCCAUGCUUUUCACAGAGGAGUGUGAUAAGGUGCGUGACCUGAUACAUGUGCACUCGUUCAGCUAUGACUUCCACUUGCGGGUGGUGCACCAGUACCUGGUGGGCUGUCACAUGACCCUGUGGCAAGGAUACCAGCUGACCGGCUUCCUGGAGGACUUCAUAGCCCAUCACCCUGACGUCCCCAAGUUCGGACGAAACCACGUCUUCCAGGGUGAGUCUGACUCAACCCACCUAAACAACUAAAUCCUGAAAUGAGUCCCAGCAGUAUGUUUAAGGCUAAGGCCAGAAUUAAAACCAACACAGAUCAACAACCUGUGCUUUGCGUUUGACUUUUAAAUGUGAUUUCUGCUUGAGCCGAACAGUGAGCAUGAUCUCCGUGGACAUCUGGGAAAUUGCCUUUGAAAGUCUAUCGCUGUGCGUAGGACGGCUAAUCUGUGUUGGGUUGAAUCCAGGCCUGUCAGUGAGCUCAUGCUUCUGUCUGUUCGUCUGUCCAUCAGGGAGUUUCUCCAUCUCUACAGGGAUGAUCACAGCUCACCAGCUGUAUAACUACAUCACUGACCACGCUGGCACCUACGGCAUGAAGCCCCUUCGCAUGUCCAAGGCUGCAAUGACCAGCGAUGGCAAGAAGGGAGCACCACCCAGCAGUGACUUGCAUGAGUACGGUCUGGUGGCACUGUGGAACAGGUAUGCUAUGGACACACACACACACACCUCUGUGAAUUAAACAUACAUCAUUCAUGACCUAUUCUUCUCAUCUAGCUCGGGCUCUUACAAGGACCUUGAAGGCCUGCGUCACCAUGACGAUUUUGACGUGUCCCUGCUGGUGUGUCACAAUGCCGCUCCGUUUGAGGAGCAGUCGGAUGGAGAGAGACAUCUUCUGAGGUACAGAGAUGUGAAAGGAGGGAUUAUAUAUCACACAAUGGAAGGUGGGAAUCAUUUGGGAAAGGUUACAUUUUCUAGGUUACAAUUUCAUACAGUAGGUUGCUAUUGAAAACAGUAGGAUAGUAUUCUAUACAGUAGGUUGCUAUUGAAAACAGUAGGAUAGUAUUCUAUACAGUAGGUUGCUAUUGAAAACAAUAGGAUAGUAUUCUAUACAGUAGGUUGCUAUUGAAAACAAUAGGAUAGUAUUCUAUACAGUAGUUUGCUAUUGAAAACAAUAGGAUAGUAUUCUAUACAGUAGGUUGCUAUUGAAAACAAUAGGAUAGUAUUCUGUACAGUAGGUUGCUAUUGAAAACAAUAGGAUAGUAUUCUGUACAGUAGGUUGCUAUUGAAAACAAUAGGAUAGUAUUCUAUACAGUAGGUUGCUAUUGAAAACAAUAGGAUAGUAUUCUAAACAGUAGGUUGCUAUUGAAAACAAUAGGAUAGUAUUCUAUACAGAAGGUUGCUAUUGAAAACAAUAGGAUAGUAUUCUAUACAGUAGGUUGCUAUUGAAAACAAUAGGAUAGUAUUCUGUACAGUAGGUUGCUAUUGAAAACAAUAGGAUAGUAUUCUAUACAGUAGGUUGCUAUUGAAAACAAUAGGAUAGUAUUCUAUACAGUAGGUUGCUAUUGAAAACAAUAGGAUAGUAUUCUAUACAGUAGGUUACAUAAGAUGAAACGGUGUGCUGUACCAAUACCUCUAUGUAUGAAGUUGCAUUGCCAUGGCAGUGACUUAUCUGUCUUCUCAAUCUAUGUGUGUGUGAUGUGAUGUGACGUGUCCUUGCGUGUUUAUGUUUCAGGCUGCGUUACUACGUGAUAAUGACCAGCCAGAGAGAGCUGUUCCCCCGGCUGACGGCUGACAUGCGCCGCUUCAAAAAGCUUCCCCAGAUACACCGUGAGGUCAGCGACCUGGCAGGAAGGGUUCCCCUUGAGAGAGGUACAGAACCAGGCGGGGCACUGGAACUUGAACUGGACCUCUGGGAGGAGACCCCACCUGCAGCCUCAGCCCCAGACACCUUCAUCUCUACCCCCAGCGAUGGGAACGAGUUCUAUCCUCUGACUGGCCCCCAGGGGUCUGGGGCCCAGGGUCUCCUCUACCCCUCUCCUCUGUUCUCCCUGCUCAAUCAGGAGGUUGGGUUCUCCAGGACCGCUAGGACUUCAUUGUGUUUUUAAUCUUCAACUAUUUAAUGCGUGUAUUGUUGUAUUAACAUGGAUGAGGCAUUUGUAGGUUACCAUUUCAUACGAGGUUCAUUUCUAUACAAUAGUUUACUAUGUUAGUAUUGCAAAAUAAAUCAGGUUACCAAUAUCUGUAUGUAGGAGUUAUUGCAGUUAUUGCAUAUAUAUGAAAUUAUAGGCUGUGUAUUUUAAAUUAGUCAAAAAAAUGUAUUGAUUCAAUCAUCAAUCCAGGUGGGCUGUGCGCGGAGGCAGAUCCAGGCGAGCGUGGAGCAGGCCAUGGGCCACUGUCGCAGGGACAACCUGUGGAGGAGGCUGCUCCAUGGAGAACACCAGCACCUGGCCAUGGACAAGCUCAAGUUGAGCAAACUGUCCUUCAGCGAACUGGAGGAGCUCCUCAACGCCGUGCAGAGUCGAUCUGUAGGGGAGAUAGACCCCCAGCUGGUAAAGGACACACUCUACCCUACUCCUACACUUCACUACUACAGACCACACCACCUCACCUCACUACUACAGACCACACCACCUCACCUCACUACUACAGACCACACCACCUCACCUCACUACUACAGACCACACCACCUCACCUCACUACUACAGACCACACCACCUCACCUCACUACUACAGACCACACCACCUCACCUCACUACUACAGACCACACCACCUCACCUCACUACUACAGACCACACCACACCAACUCACUACUACAGCAACCUUACCCCAAAAUAGUUCAUAGUGACCAUAUCUUUCCUGCAGGGUUGGGGUCCAUUCUAUUUCAAUUCAGUAAAUUUAGGAAAUAAAUUGACAUUUCAGUUCCCAAAUUUCCUCAUGGCUUUUCAGUGAUUGACCCUGACCUUGCUUUCCUGUUUACGCACCAACUCUCCUCAGAUGUGCUACUCCUGUUUGUCCUGCUGCUAUGUUGAUUUGACAGCAGGCACUACUAUAGCAUGCUGCUCUGUUCGCUGGUCUCUCAAACGCCAAUCAGCACUCUACUGUACACAUACAGCAUCAUUAUUGAGCUAGCUACACCUAUUAUUAAAACACAUCCGGGCACUGAUUGGAUUGUGCCCCCAUUCAGAGAGAUUGGAUGGUUCCAGUCAGGUGUACACAUGUAUUAGAUGCAAUAGCCUAAUUUCCAGUAUCAUGCCAUGUCAAUAUUAGGUUAUUGUGUUUCAAUCGUGAUUGGAUUUGGAUAAGUACCUCUGCAGGUAGACAAGCAUGUAUUGUGUCAGUGCUGUAUCCUUGACUAGAGUUUCCUGUUAGUCUUGUAUCCUCUUAAAUGACUACCAUUAAAGUUGUGCUUGUUAGAUGGAUACAUUUUAUUUAGUUAACACCAGUAAGUCACUGAGAACAGAUGAUCCCUUCUACAAUAAUUAAACACCACUUCAAUCCAGAGAAUCAUGACAAGGGCUUACCAAGAAAAAUUUCCAAAAAGACUAAUUCAGGUAGAAAGGAGUUGGAGCACUCAACAAAGUAAAAUACAUCAAUCUCUGCCUUUUUUGUUGAAUGCUCCAACUCCUUUCUACCUUGAAUUAGUCCUUUUGGAAGUUUUUCUUGGGAAGCCAUUCUCAUGAUUGUUGUCAUUGUUGUUGAGCACCCCUCCUUUCCUUUGUUUUCUGAAGCGUGAAGGCCCACCUGAACUCUGGCCACUUCAAUCCAAUAGUUUGUUACUGAUAUAGCCUCCACUUGUUGGUUUUGUAAAAUAAAGGUCCCUAUGGCAUUUCUUGAGCGCUCCAAUCAUUUAAAUUAUUCUUCAUUAUACUCAGUUUAAAGUACCCUGCUCCAAUUACACGAUGGUUGGAGCAACUAUGCGUGUGUGAUUUUCCAAAUGGCUGGCGGGCGGCUUCUCGUGGAGAUGGUAUUCAAGGUUAAUGCCCUCUCAGUCAGUAGAGAAGGAGGGUGGGCCAGGCCUCCUCACUCCUGCCUUUUCAAGGAGACCUAGAGCCUCAUAAUCACAGAGGCUUGCAUAUGUGUGUGUUGGAGAGGAGAGAAACAAAGCAUCCUUGGACGAUGGUGAUAAUCACAGAGGUGUGUGCAUUUUCGUGUGUGUGUGUGCCUCUGCGUGUGUGCGCACAUUUGUUGUGCGCGUCAGAGAGGAGAGAAACGCGGCACGUCAUCCAUGUAGAAAGGAAUCGUGAUAAUCACAAGCUCCCUCUAAAAGCCCUCAUACCUUUCCCUGAGCCAGUGGUUGUGGGCUCCUGGGCUGCUCACUGUGUGACUGACAGCUCCUCCAGGUCUAAGAGCCUUCCCACAGUGCACCGCAGCAGCUCAUCCCAUCAGCCCUUACGGUGAGGCAGGUAGAGAAUAGAGCCGUAUCCUCCCUAUAAUAACCACGCAGGCAUUAUCCUGACAGCAACAUAAGGAUAGUGGUGCCGUCGUAUCCCCCAGCAGAGCUGGGAAACAUGUCUAUGCAUACAGUAUAUCUGAAUUGUGAUCAUGUGUAGUAGGAUUAGGCUAUGUGCAGUAUGAGGUGUUACAUAGAUAUGUGCUGCGUGCUUUGGAUUGGGUUUUUCUUGAUCCCCUGUCAUAUCUCUCUUGUGUUGCUUUGUUUUGAUGAUUCCCAUAGGUUUCAUCCAUAACAAACUGUUGUGUCAUCCACUCUAUUUCUAGCUUGAAAUCAUCUUCUGAAGGCGAUAGAUACGUACCACCAUGCUGUGCUACUCCGCCAUGCUGUGCUACUCCACUGUACUGUGCUACUCCGCCAUGCUGUGCUACUCCACUGUGCUGUGCUACUCCUCUGUACUGUGCUACUCCACUGUGCUGUGCUACUCCACUGUGCUGUGCUACUCCUCUGUGCUGUGCUACUCCUCUGUACUGUGCUACUCCACUGUGCUGUGCUACUCCACUGUGUUGUGCUACUCCUCUGUGCUGUGCUACUCCACUGUGCUGUGCUACUCCUCUGUACUGUGCUACUCCACUGUACUGUGCUACUCCACUGUACUGUGCUACUCCACUGUGCUGUGCUACUCCUCUGUACUGUGCUACUCCACUGUACUGUGCUACUCCACUGUGCUGUGCUACUCCUCUGUACUGUGCUACUCCACUGUACUGUGCUACUCCUCUGUGCUGUGCUACUCCUCUGUGCUGUGCUACUCCACUGUACUGUGCUACUCCACUGUGCUGUGCUACUCCUCUGUGCUGUGCUACUCCACUGUACUGUGCUACUCCACUGUGCUGUGCUACUCCGCUGUGCUACUCCACUGUACUGUGCUACUCCUCUGUACUGUGCUACUCCUCUCUGCUGUACUACUCCACUGUACUGUGCUACUCCUCUCUGCUGUACUACUCCACUGUACUGUGCUACUCCUCUCUGCUGUACUACUCCACUGUACUGUGCUACUGUGCUGUGCUACUGUGCUGUGCUACUCCACUGUGCUGUGCUACUCCACUGUGCCAAUGUCUUGUUACUGUAUAUCUUCUAUUCUGUGGUUACGUCCCUAUUCCCUAUACAGUGCACUACUUUUGACCAUGGCCCAUAGGCUCUGAUCAAAAGUAGUGCACAAUGUAGGGAAUAGGGUACCAUUUGGGAUGCAGCCUGUGAGUUAGUUCCAUACCCCUUCCCCUGUGGGCACGUCAGAGGUGUACAUGCUGCUCACACCGAGGGGAUAGCUCUCAGCUCCCAGAGGUCUACUCUGCCUACAUGUGAUAAGCAAAUCUAGAAAAUCCACAGCUUCAAAUUAAAUUUCUAACCAAAUUGAACUACAUAUGGAAUGUGCAAUGUGUCUGAUGAUACCCUUUGUUAGUGACUAAUUUCAUUUAAAUGAUGUCUCUUUCAUGAUUAAAUUUAAAAUGAUCAAAUCUACCAUGAGUUUGAAGCUUCUCUAUGCUCAGAAGCUCAAAGUACAGAAGGUCUAUAUUCAGAGUAGGAUGUUAGCAUGGGAUGCUUCCCAAAUGGCACCCUAUUUCAUAUAUAGUGCACACAUUUUUAACAGGGCCCAUAGGGCUCUGGUCAAAAGUAGUGCACUACAGUGGCUUGCGAAAGUAUUCACCCCCCUUGGCAUUUUUCCUAUUUUGUUGCCUUACAACCUGGAAUUAAAAAAAUGUUGGGGGUUUGUAUCAUUUCAUUUACACAACAUGCCUACCACUUUGAAGAUGCAAAAUAUGUUUUUAUUGUGAAACAAGCAAGAAAUAAGACAAAUAAACUGAAAACUUGAGCAUGCAUAACUAUACAACUAAACAACACUGGGAUUUUUGCCCAUUCUUCAAGGCAAAACUGCUCCAGCUCCUUCAAGUUGGAUGGGUUCCGCUGGUGUACAGCAAUCUUUAAGUCAUACCACAGAUUCUCAAUUGGAUUGAGGUCUGGGCUUUGACUAGGCCAUUCCAAGACAUUUAAAUGUUUCCCCUUAAACCACUUGAGUGUUGCUUUAGCAGUAUGCUUAGGGUCAUUGUCCUGCUGGAAGGUGAACCUCCGUCCCAGUCUCAAAUCUCAGGAAGACUGAAACAGGUUUCCCUCAAGAAUGUCCCUGUAUUUAGCGCCAUCCAUCAUUCCUUCAAUUCUGACCAGUUUCCCAGUCACUGCUGAUGGAAAAACAUCCCCGCAGAAUGAUGCUUCCACCACCAUGCUUCACUGUGGGGAUGGUGUUCUCGGGGUGAUGAGAGGUGUUGGGUUUGCGCCAGACAGCGUUUUCCUUGAUGGCCAUUAAGCUACAUUUUAGUCUCAUCUGACCAGAAUACCUUCUUCCAUAUGUUAGGGGAGUCUCCCACAUGGCUUCUGGCAAACACCAAACGUGUUUGCUUAUUUUUUUCUUUAAGCAAUGGCUUUAAUCUGGCCACUCUUCCGUAAAGCCCAGCUCUGUGAAGUGUACGGCUUAAAGUGGUCCUAUGGACAGAUACUCCAAUCUCCGCUGUGGAGCUUUGCAGCUCCUUCAGGGUUAUCUUUGGUCUCUUUGUUGCCUCUCUGAUUAAUGCCCUCCUUGCCUGGUCUGUACGUUUUGGUGGGCGGCCCUCUCUUUGCAGGUUUGUUGUGGUGCCAUAUUCUUUCCAUUUUUUAAUAAUGGAUUUAAUGGUGCUCCGUGGGAUGUUCAAAGUUUUGGAUAUUUUUUUAUAACCCAACCCUGAUCUGUACUUCUCUACAACUUUGUCCCUGACCUUUUUGGAGAGCUCAUUGGUCUUCAUGGUGCCGCUUUAUUUGACUAAUUAUGUGACUUCUGAAGGUAAUUGGUUGCACCAGAUCUUAUUUAGGGGCUUCAUAGCAAAAGGGGUGAAUACAUAUGCACGCACCACUUUUCCGUUAUUUAUUUUCUAGAAUUUUUUGAAACAAGUUAUUUUUUUCAUUUCACUUCACCAAUUUGGACUAUUUUGUGUUUGUCCAUUACAUGAAAUCCAAAUAAAAAUCAAUUUUAAAUUACAGGUUGUAAUGCAACAAAAUAGGUAAAACGCCAAGGGGGAUGAAUACUUUUGCAAGGCACUGUAUAUAGGGAAUAGGGUGCCAUGUGGGAUUCAGCUGUAUCUAAAUGCUGCUUUGCUUCACAACAUUUCUCAGUAGUCUUCCAAUGUUUGGAAUUUCAAGAACAAGUAAAGGAUGGCAGUUACUAUUUAGAAUUAUUAUUGAGAUGAAUUUCAAAGCAAGAGUGCUUAGAAGCAUAGAGAUCAGAAAGCUCUAGCAUUAGGCUAUAUACACUACCAGUCCAAAGUCAGGACACACCUACUCAUUCCAGGGUUUUUCUUUACUUUUACAAUUUUCUACAUUGUAGAAUAAUAGUGAAGACAUCAAAACUAUGAAAAAACACAUAUGGAAUCAUGUAGUAACCAAAAAAAAGUGUUAAACACCUGUUGGCUGCUUUUCCUUCACUCUGCGGUCCAACUCAUCACAAACCAUCUCAAUUGGGUUGAGGUCGGGUGAUUGUGGAGGCCAGGUCAUUUGAUGCAGCACUCCAUCACUCUCCUUCUUGGUCAAAUAGCCCUUACACAGCCUGGAGGUGUGUUGGGAUAUUGUCCUGUUAAAAACAAAUGAUAGUCACACUAAGCACAAACCAGAUGGGAUGGCGUAUCGCUGCAGAAUGCUGUGGUAGCCAUACUGGUUAAGUGUGCCUUGAAUUCUAAAUAAAUCACCGACAGUGACACCAGCAAAGCACCAUCACACCACCUCCUCCAUGCUUCACGGUGGGAACCACACAUGCGGAGAUCAUCCGUUCACCUACUCUGCGUCUCACAAAGACAUGGUGGUUGGAACCAAAAAUCUCAAAUUUGGACUCAUCAGACCAAAGGACAGAUUUCCACCGGUCUAAUGUCCAUUGCUCGUGUUUCUUGGCCCAUGCAAGUCUCUUCUUAUUAUUGGUGUCCUAUAGUAGUGGUUUCUUUGCAGCAAUUCGGCUCCCGAGUGGCGCAGCGUUCUAAGCACUGCAUCUACAGACCCUGGUUCGAUUCAAGGCUGAAUCACAAUCCGGCCAUGAUUGGGAGUCCCAUAGGGCGGCGCACAAUUGGCCCAGCGUCGUCCGGGUUUGGCCGGGGUAGGCCAUCAUUGUAAAUAAGAAUUUGUUCUUAACUGACUUGCCUAGUUAAAUAAAGGUUAAAUAAAUAAAAAAUAAAGGCCUGAUUCACAAAGUCUCCUCUGAACAGUUGAUGUUGAGAUGUGUCUGUUACUUGAACUCUGUGAAGCAUUUAUUUGGGGCUGCAAUUUCUGAGGCUGGUAACUCUAAUGAACUUAUCCUCUGCAGCAGAGGUAACUCUGGGUCUUCCUUUCUUGUGGCGUUUCUCAUGAGAGCCAGUUUCAUCAUAGCGCUUGAUGGUUUUUGCGACUGCACUUGAAGAAACUUUCAAAGUUCUUGAAAUGUUCCGUAUUGACUGACCUUCAUGUCUUAAAGUAAUGAUGGACUGUCGUUUCUCUUUGCUUAUUUGAGCUGUUCUUGGUCUUUUACCAAAUAGGGCUAUCUUCUGUAUACCACCCCUACCUUGUCACAACACAACUGAUUGGCUAAAACGAAUUAAGAAGGAAAGAAAUUCCACAAAUUAACUUUUAACAAGGCACACCUGUUAAUUGAAAUGCAUUCCAGGUGACUACCUCAUGAAGCUGGUUGAGAGAAUGCCAAGAAUGUGCAAAACUGUCAUCAAGGCAAAUGUUGGCUUUGAAGAAAAUAUAUUUUGAUUUGUUUAACACUUUUUUGGUUACUACAUGAUUCCAUAUGUGUUAUAUCAUAGUUUUGAUGUCUUCACUAUUAUUCUACAAAAAUCCUGGAAUGAGUAGGUGUGUCCAAACUUUGGACUGGUACUGUAUAUAGGAAAAAGGGUGCCAUUUGGGACAUGGCCAUGGUUUAUAGUAGAGAGCUGCCCUUUUUCUAAGAUAGUUAUAUGCCUUAUUAUUCUUUAAUCAAAGAUGUGCUCUUUAUUUUAGUGUGGUGGUAUAGCUACAGUAGAGAGCUGCUGUAGCUUAAUCAACGCUGUGCUCUUCAAACUAGCUGUGUCUUUCCCACAGGGAUCUCAGCAUUUAUCAACAGAAAAGUCCUAAUUAAAAACCCAAACAUCCUAUUUAUAUGUCCGUGUUAAAGAAGAAGUAGAAUGGAAACUUCACAGCCAGUGAUCUGAACACAGAUUAAGAAUGUACUGAAGUAUGGACUGUGAGAACUGAGUAGGCUCUACAGCAUUGCAGGGGUCGCCGUUGGGAAGCUCCCUACAGCUCACCCCCUGCCUCGUCUUCCCUUCAGAUCCUCUUCUCUAGUCAUUUUCUGCUAUUCAUAGAUGUAUGCCAGGGAAUCACUGAUGAUUCUCAGCCAAGCAAUGUUUUAUACAUUUUAGAUUCAAAGCCAAUUGUGGAAUUGGCGUGUACUAUUUUGGCAUUUUUAAUUUGCAAAAUAAUAUCUAGAAGAGGACUUUGAAAGAUUUUGAAAGAUCUUUACUCUUAACUUAGGCUAAUUGUGUGUAGGCUAAUUGUUCUUCCAAUAGUAGGUCUUAUGUAGCUAGUGCUAGUUAAAAAAUGUGGGUGGUAACUGGUCAGGGUCAAGCAUUUGUUUGUCUCUAGUUCAGACCUUCGGCUCGAAACGUUGUACAAUCAAACUUUGGGUGUUUUCAACAGUGUGCGGCCCAGGUGUCUAUCAUUCUUUCAGGGCUUCCUAUCCUCUGUUCCUAUAGGGUCAAAACAUUGCACAAUAACACUGUGGGAUCAUUCAGCAUUGUGUGGCCCGGGCAUCCAUCUUUCUUUCAAGGCUUUGUGUCCUCUAUCUCUGUUAUUACAGGACUGUUUCUUGACCAUGAGUCCCAGCUGGUACCAGAGUCUGAUCAAAGUGCUGCUGACUCGCUUCCCUCAGAGCUGCCGACACUUUGACGAGAGUGGCAUUCAGUAUCUGGUAAGAACAAAACCACUAAUAUAACAUAUACAGAUAUAAACACUACAAAAACAUAUAUACUGAACAAAAAUAUAAAGACAACAUGCAACAAUUUCAAACAUUUUACUGAGUUACAGUUCAUAUAAGGAAAUCGGUCAAUUAAAAUAAAUAAAUUAGGCCUAAUCUAUGGAUUUCACAUGACUGGGAAUACAGAUAUGCAUCUGUUGGUCGCAGAUACCUUAACAAAAGGUAGGGGCGUGGAUCAGAAAACCUGUCAGUAUCUGGUGUGACCACCAUUUGCCUCAUGCAGCGCGGCACAUCUCCUUCGCAUAGCGCUGAUCAGGCUGUUGAUUGUGGAAUGUUGUCCCACACCUCUUCAAUGGCUGUGCGAAGUUGCUAGAUAUUGACGGGAACUGGAACAUGCUGUCGUACACGUUGAUCCAGAGCAUCCCAAACAUGUUCAAUGGGUGACAUGUCUGGUGAGUAUGCAGGCCAUGGAAGAACUGGGAAAUGUUCAGCUUCCAGGAAUUGUGUACAGAUCCUUGUGACAUGGGGCCGUGCAUUAUCAAUCUGAAACAUGAGGUGAUGGUGGCAGAUGAAUGGCACGACAAUGGGCCUCAGGAUCUCGUCACAGUAUCUCUGUGCAUUCAAAUUGCCAUCAAUAAAAUGCAAUUGUUCGUUGUCCAUAGCUUAUGCCUGCCCAUACCAUAACUCCACUGCCACCUUGGCACUCUGUUCACAACAUUGACAUCAGCAAACCACUCGCCCACACAACGCCAUACACAUAGUCUGCGGUUGUGAGGCCGGUUGGACGUACUGCCUCAAAAACGGCUUAUAGUAAAGAAAUUAACACUUACUUCUCUGGCAACAGUUCUAGUGGACAUUCCUGCAGUCAGCAUGCCAAUUGCAUGCUCCCUUAAAACUUGAGACAUAUGUGGCAUUGUGUUGUGUUACAAAACUGCACAUUUUAGAGUGUCCUUUUAUUAUCCCCAGCACAAGAUGCACCUGUGUAAUGAUCAUGCUGUUUAAUCAGCUUCUUUGAUAUGCCACACCUGUCAGGUGGAUAGAUUAACUUGGCAAAGGAGAAAUGCUCACUAACAGGGAUGUAAACAAAUUUAUACACAACAUUUGAGAGAAAUAAGCUUUUUGUGCGUAUGGAACAUUUCUGGGAUCUUUUAUUUCAGCUCAUGAAACAUGGGAACAACACUUUACAUGUUCCGUUUAUAUUCUUGUUCAGUGUAAAAACUACAACUCUCUACAGCACUUUGUCCGCAUUUACACUACAAUUAAAAUUGCUCGUCAAAAUGGGUUCCAGAGUGCGGCCUUCAGUGCUCAACCACCACUAAAUCAAGGUCAUGUUCAGUAGAGCACACGUAGCAAAAUCUGCAAUGGAAAAGGUAGCAAAACCUUUCUCCCUACUGAACACUACCCAUCCCAGUAUAUUAUGAGGUGCUUUGUUCACUAAAAUAGAGCUGUCCUCUCCAUAUGGAGUAUGUACGCACUUGCAUACAUAGGAAUACAGCAGAGCACAACCAGCUGCUGUACCUCCAGCAGAAUAUAAUGUAGAGAAACAGGGGAAAGCACCCCGCUAAGCAAAUUAAUUAUCCCCUGUUCUCUCCUCCACAUGCAAUGUGAUUGCAUCCGCUUCAAGCCAAACUGUAUCUUGACACUGCAUGCAACAACAUCAAAACCAGCUCCUUGAGCUGCAGACGUUGUUAUUAGCAUGGGUGCCUGUAUCAAAGUUCCCAUAGCUCUGUCAUUGGACUCCACUGUUUAUAUAUGAUAUGAAUUCAAGACAAAUAGUACAUCACUCUAUAUUUGUAAUAUCCUAUAAUUAUUUCCCUCCCUCAACCCCUAUUUGAUUUCAAUGAAUUUUGGAGGUGAUCUUGUUAAGUUCUUAUGGACUAAUCCACUAUCAGGAACUGCCUCAAGUACCCUUGAACUUUUCUAAAUUAAACUCAGCAGUUUCUCUCAGGCUUCUAACUUUUAUAUGUAACGGGAGAACAAGAACAAUUGAAUGUGAAGAAGGAACAAAUUAGUAUAUUAAAAAAUCUAAAAUUGAGAGACCUCUGCAGUUUGGAAGAAGGGUUUUAGCGUUGUGUAAAAAUGUGAAAAGCGGCUCUCAAGGGGGAUUAUGGGAGUCUUAUGGGGAAUAAUUGUCAGUGUCAGGAGGUUAGUCACUACUUAAUUUGGUAAUUGAGACUUGAGAUCAAAAGAACAUCCCCCUCACUUCUUCUCUUCUGAAGAUGUUCUGCCCUAGUACUGUAGCUGGUGACAUAAACUUCCCUCCCUAGCAAACAUCACAGUCACACACUAUUCCUUUUUUGUCCCAGAGGGCAAAAGACUAUAAACAGUUCAAACACAAGAUCCCAUUAACUGUAGUCAGUCACCUAUUUUUGUUUAAAGUUAUACUGUGUGGAAUAGGGGGGAUGGAAUUGUAAGUCAUUAUAGCUUGAAAUGAACAGUUGUCCUGCCUUUCCUUUCUUUCAGGCUGUCCUGAACCAGAAAUUCACUGACUGCUUUGUUCUGGUCUUCCUUGACACUCAGGCAGGAAAAACAGUGAGUCAUUGUGAUGUCUGCCCCUUGUUAUGCUCAUUAUAGCAUUUUAUAGCUACAGUAUAUGAAUUCCUUAUAAGCUGUAACGUGAGAUGACGUUGUUUUCAAUUGACCUUUAUUGUCCCCCUCCCUCCAGAGCCUCAAGGUUGUAUUUAGGGAGCCAUUGCCAUCCCAACUGCAGCCUAGCAACAGCCCCCCGCCCCAGCUGGUGUCCAUGUAUCAUCACCUGGAAUCUGUGAUCAACACAGCCUGCUUCAACCUGUGGACAGGCCUGCUGUAG
Molecule: messenger RNA, 45786 nt
Organism: Coregonus sp. 'balchen'
Lineage: Eukaryota; Metazoa; Chordata; Actinopteri; Salmoniformes; Salmonidae
Source: the annotation of a GenBank genome assembly